GUUACCUAAACUGGAAGGCAGCGUGAGAGGAGCGCGGAGAGGCUGGAGCGAGGAGCUCGCGGGAGCGCGUGGGCAAGAGGACUUUCCCCAGGGGAGACAGCCGCCGCCGUCGCCUUUGAUCCCUCCAGCAUCCCGCCGGCUUUUGAUUUUUUGCUGCUGGUCCUUAAUUUGAUCCCUUGCUCUUUUUCUCCUCUCCUUUUUCAAAACCCAUCCUGCCAAACAAAGGAAACAGAAGGAACAUACACACAAACGCGCGCACGCCUAUUUGCCGGAGGAAGGAGACAUGCGUUCGAUUCGGAAGAGGUGGACUAUCUGCACGAUAAGUAUCCUCCUGAUUUUUUACAAGACAAAAGAGAUUGCGAGAACGGAGGAGCACCAGGAGACACAAGCCAACGGGUAAAUGCAAAGAGUCUGGAUGUCUGUCUGUUUGUGCACACCUUUUAUUUUAUUUUUCUUGACCAAGGGGGAAAGAGCGGGUAAGAUGCAAGCGCCGCGUUCGGCUUGCCCCCCUGGACCUCGCCGCUUCCCAUUCAUCAGACCUGCCUUCUUUUGAUGAUGUUCGCGUGGUUUGAUCUGUAGCCUGAGAACAACCCCCCCCCCGCCUAAUUAAGCGUUCCAAUGGGAUCCAGGAGGAGAUGCCUUGCAAAAGGCAGAAAUAAAUCGCGGGGGCAAAAAAACCCGUGGUCUCAAAUGAUUAAUGCCGGUUGGGUUAAUUUGCAAUUGAUGAGCUGAACAAAGCGAAGGGAUGGGGUGCGGUUUUUUGCUUUUUAGAAAAUAAAUAAAUUUCUAGCUUUUGGUACGAAAGUAGCGGGAGGUUUGCAGUGCAGAAAGCGGUGUCACGGCGGCUCUGUUAUGUUUCUGUGUUGAUAAAGGGGGAGUGGCAUUUCUCCGAAGUUUGGCUGGCACCGAUCUUUUUCCCGGAACUCCUAGCCGGAUCCUUGCCUGCUGUGCACUGGGAGUUACUCCCAAGUAAGUGUGCACAGGAUGGUGGGCUUUGCCAUCUCUCUCUGCUGUCCCAGAGCAGCGUUCCUCAUAAGUCCCCCUUGUACCCCGCCCACAGUAGGGGAGUGAGCCUUCCAAGAGCUGUUGCGCAGCACGAUCCUAAGCGUGCUAACUUCGAAGUAGUUACCCUUCGCUAGUUACCCUCAGAAUGAAAUGAAUGGGUCGACUAGGAGGAUAAUAAGGCCGGAAAGGCGAUUUAUCUCCAGGUCCCACUGACGGGACUUGCUUCUUAGCGAGCGUGUUUGAGAUUUCGGCCUCUCUUGAUCCCCUUGAAGUUUUAUUCUUAGCUAGUUCAAUGGCACGUAGGAUAAGUUCCCUGGGACUCUAAAUACUAGUCUCUCUCCCUGUUUGUCAGUGAUUCGCUACAGGAACUCGCGCCUCAUCUCUGACAAAGAUCCCCAUCUGUUUCUUUCUUGUCGCUCUUUUUUUAUUGCCAAAAAACAAAACAAAAAACCCAAAGUCUCGUGCGGGUUCCCACUUAGGGCUUUGUUGUCCUUUCUCGUCUGUCAAGCGUGGUGAGUUGUUUUGUUGGUUUUUUUGUUUCGUUUUUAAAAGCUUUAAAACCUCCUGUGGAAAGUUGCUUUGGAAUCAUAGAAUCGUAUCAUUGCAGAGUUGUCUGAGUCUUGGAACAAAAACCCCACUUUUAAAAUUUAUUAUUUGAUUUUCGCAGGCUUGCCGAACUAGCUACACCAAGGAGAGAGAGGGAGUGGUGGGGAUGGUGGAAUCUGGAGGUUGUUCUAUUUAUGUCGGCGGCGGCAGCAACAAACCGGAGAGCUUUGAUAGCUCCGCGGAGGGUAUUUGUUGCUGCAUUAUUUCAUUGACGCCUGCAAGCAUUUCCAAGCGUGAAAAUAAUAGCUAAUGCUCAAGCAGGCUGGUUUGGCGUGGGGCGAGCUGGGAUGUGUGUUUGUGUGCUUGCCUUGCACAGAUGCUGUGGAGAGGGUAUAUGAGGCGCCUAGGAAAUCCAGCAUGGAUCAUUGUGCAGGAGAAGAAAAGCAAGCCUUUAGGAGUAACUGCAACCCUCUGCCCAUCCAAUGUGCGAUUUUUUAUCCUUCCUGCGCGUUGUCCAUGCAGCCGGUCACUCUGCCUGUCUCUCCCUCCCUCUCCCUCGCCUUUCCAUGCGUGGCUAGGCGAAGUGGUAGCGCCUCGUUCCGAGAAGUGAGGGAUUGGAGGCUGCCUGAGGCAAGCGUGUGCAAGAGGGCAUCGCCUUCUCUGUAUGGGCAGCCUCAUCCCCGCAGCAUCUUUCCUCGAGUCUAAUGGGACAUGCUUCCAAGAAGGCUGCAACACCCCUCACUUACCCGGGAGUAAGUAAGCCCCGUGAGAUUCAGUUGGAUUUGCACCUGUAUAGACGCCUUGAAGUUUAUGCGCAGUGCGUUUAGGAUCGCGCGCGGCGCUGCCCCUCCCACGCGGCAUCAUUGCGCACCUGAGCCCAGUUCCAAAAUUUGCCGGCGAACUACGGAUCGUGUAGUCUGUGCUGGCGCUCUCUCUCUCUCUCUCUCUCUCUCUCUCUCUCUGUCUCUCUCGGCUUCACGGCUUUCUAGGCAGCCGUGCCAAAAAGGGGAGGCGCGUACGUUUGACUGCCCACCGCUGGGGUUCCUCCGCUGCCUCCAUCUCUCCUGCCUGCCGCUUGCAUCCCGGGGCUACGCCAGGCCAGAUGCGCACAACUGGUUCCCAGCGGAGAGCACGCAAGCAGCAGAAGCCAGCCCUCGGCAGUGCUUUUCCGCGAGCAAAAAGAAGAAAAAUAGGCGGGGGAGGGGGCCUUUGCACUUCCUCUGCCUAAAAAUCCGCGCGGCGGUUUUGCGAGGUUUGCACAAACAGGAAAAGGUUCUCCGCUUGGCUUUAGAUCGGUGCUGGCUUCCCGUGUACGAAAGACAAAAGACGAGACUCUUUGUUCCACUGCCAGCUAGAUAGGAAACCUCCUGCUCCUCGUCUCCCGCGAAGAGUUUGCGCAACCCAUAGAGCACGAGGCCUCUUCCUCUAUUAGUCCACUCAUUACAACUCUGGAGGGGGUAACACACUGUGCAGAGAACCCUUCUUUCAUUUUUCACCCAUCCUUCCUGUUUUGAGUUCGUUUGCAAAAUCAAAAACUCCCAGAUAAGACUUCUGGAGGCUAUUUACUCAUUCCUACCCAGAAAUGAGGAACUUGUGGUUCAAUUACUUGAAUUAGUUCCCAUUAUUUGUGGCCAUUGAUAAUGCUGGCUGGGACUGAUGAGAGUUGGGGUUCAUGAGUAUCACAAGUUCUCAUCCCUGUUGGCUUUCCUGUCCAAACUUUGCUUGCUUCCAGGUGAUCUGUUUAUUUGGCAUUCAACCUGGUGUUUCUGUCCAGCAUUUGCAGGCGGUUUAGAUGACCUAUGUGAUCUAUUGAUUCAUUCCAAUUUUGUUUGCAGGGAGGUUAUAUGACUGUGCAAAAAACCAAAAACAUUAUCCCACACUGCAAUACAUUCCCCCCCCCCCCGUUGUUUCUGACUUUGCGGAGUGCCAAAUUGGCUUUAGUUGUAACACCUGAAUUUUCCACUAUAUGAUUGAAUCCCACCUGAUAAUAGCGACAGUUUAAAAGAGCCCUUGAUGCAUUAAAAGCAUAGGAUGAAUGCAUAUCGGGGGGGGGGGGGUUGGGGGGGAGGUCCUCCAAAGCUUUUAAAACGACCUUCUGUGCACAAGAUCUCUUUAACACCCUUUUACUAUUAGACUCGUAAAGGCCAUGUGCUUUCCCCAUCCUUUGACUGCAAGGUUUCAGGAGAAGGGAAAAUACGGGCAGAGAUGUAGAAUCAAGAGUUGGUUGCUCUUUACUGGGUACUUCUGAUGCUACUUAACUUUACAAGAUGUAAUUGGCAGGGCAAGGACUUGCAUAAGGUGAUGGGACCUUUCAGUGGAGCUGCAGCUAAUCUUGUUUCCAUCUGUGACAAAAAAACCACAACCACAUUGUGAAACACAUGUGCCCUAAAUCACAGCAAAACCGGAGUCUGUAUUCCCUGUCUCCUUGUUGCUUGUAAAUGGAGCAAUCAAUACUCUUGUUUUUUUUGGAAAGCCUUUUGCUCCCCUGCUAGCUUUCUCCUGGAUCAUGUAUGCUGAUGUCACUUUUCUGUGGGCAGAGGAAAACAACAAUCCACCUGCCUCUUGUUUACUAACCAGAAUAGUGGAUCUUGUUACUAGCUCUCCAGUCCGAAGCCCUUGGCUUGAAAGUUACAUGAACACCAGGAAACUUCCUUCCAAGUCCUUUAAAUAUUUGUUUAAAUGAUUGGCUUAUUAGAGAGCUGCAGCUAAAUAAUAUUGCAAAUAGGAGCAUCGGCAUAUAUUCAUCCUUCGUUUACAUUUUCUCAUUUUAUAUCUGCUGCAGUAAUUCUUUAAAUGCUUAUUUAGUAUCUGCUUGAAAGAUUUUAUGGAAUUCAUGGAAAAUAAGCCUAUUUUUAUAACAUGAAAUAAAAACGCAUUGAAGUAAAAUAAAUGUAUUUUGUCUGUAGACAGCUUUAGCAUCUUCUGAAUGAAAUAACCACUAUUUCCUCUUGCAUAGUUUUGGUCAUAGCUUGCCUCCAAACUUCUGUUUGCCUUUGAUAUAUUUUGUAGUGCAACUUGGUGUAAGAAACUAAGACUUCCCUUUUUACUAAGAUACCUAAUCUCAGUAAAGGCUGUCUGCUAGAUAUAAAACCUACGUUGGUUUUUUUGCAUGUGGGGCAGAUGUUGAACCUGGUACUGUUUUUGGCAUGAUGACACCUGCCUAUCUCAGGAGACAAUGGAGGAUGUGACUUUGGAGGUCAAGUCAAACUGUUGGACCUGCUAUAUGAGAAGUAAUGUUACAUGGUAUCCCUCACUCUAGACUUCUGGUUAAGUAAUGUGCAAGAGCCUUUUGAAACAAACAUCCAUAGCAAUUAGUUUUAACGGUGUGCUUCUAUGAUUUGUCUUUUAAAAGUUAAUAUCCUUUAUGUUGUAGAAUGUACAUAUGAUGUUGUAGAAGCAAUGGUCAGGGCAUUGGUCCUAAUCCUGCAGCCAUAGCUUGUCAGCUUGCAUUCCAGGGUUGUGUUCUGUUCAUUUAGUUGUUGACCUCAGUGACACCUAUUUCUGAGUAAACUCGCUUAGAAUCAGGCUGUAAAAGUCAAGUUCAGGGAUGAGUGGACCAUAGGGUAGCUCGAUGCAGACGAAGCAAGGACUCCUGCCCCUUUAAUAGUUCUAUAGGAGAGGGAAUUUCAAGCAAGUGUAGAUUGCGUGAGAAUCUACAUGGGUUAAAAUCCCUUCUUCUAUGCAGCUGUUAUAUAUAGCCCUACGGACCAUCGAAGUAGCACUUGAGUUACUUUUUGGACAACUUCCUUACAAAUCUGGAAAGACAUUCUUCUUCUGUGUAUGCUCUGCCUACUUGCCACAAACCGCAAAGCAUGCUUUCUUGUGUUAAGAGUGUUGUGUUAUGCUGACUGCUGAUAAUAUGGAUGAUGCGUCUAGAUGAAUUGUCUUACUAGAUUUGCCUUGGGUUUAAAGCUAAGCCUGGCUUGCCCUUUUGUAGGAUAAGAGAAGCUUGCUUUUAAACUAGGGUAAGGCUUUGCUGUGGUGAAUAAAAGAAGAAGAAGAAGAAGAAGAAGAAGAAGAAGAAGAAGAAGAAGAAGAAGAAGAAAAGAAGAGUUUGGAUUUGAUAUCUCGCUUUAUCACUACCCGAAGGAGUCUCAAAGUGGCUAACAUUCUCCUUUCCCUUCCUCCCCCACAACAAACACUCUGUGAGGUGAGUGGGGCUGAGAGACAUCAGAGAAGUGUGACUAGCCCAAAGUCACCCAGCAGCUGCAUGUGGAGGAGCGGAGACGCGAACCCGGUUCUCCAGAUUACGAGUCUACUGCUCUUAACCACUACACCACACUGGCUCUCUAAGCAAUACAUAAAGAGAGAUUCUGCUUAAAAACAUUGGUGGGGUCAUAAAAAUUAUGCCCAGUAGCUCAAGUAAGAGAGGCAUGAUCCAGCUAGCAUUAAGCACACUGAAGUCCCAGUGGGAUUUAAAAGCAAUCAGAUAUUGCUGAGAUCCCAAGGACAGUGUCACAGUUUUGCUGGUUGAAAGAAUGUCUUUUAAAUGACAAAGUGAAAGUAAACAUGAACCAAAUGCAUCAAGAACAUCUCCUUGAGUGGGGAUUUGGAGAAAUGUCUUAAUGAUAAACAGUUGGGACCUGGAGUGCCCACAACAGAUUUAAGGUUGCUUUAAUGUACUUUAAAUCUGUUGGUGGGCACUCCAAGUAAAUUGUGAGCUCCUGGGUCUGCUGUAUUUCAAGCAUUAGCACUUUUAGGGACAAAAACGUUGCGAAAAGCCAACCUCUGCUCCCCAUGCUAUUCACUUCCUGAAAGUUCUAAUGGGCUACACUUAGUCCAGCACAAGCAAGAAUCCUUUCCAUUGCAAUUUAAUGCAUUUUCUUUCUUUCUUUCUUUCUUUCUUUCUUUCUUUCUUUCUUUCUUUCUUUCUUUCCUUCUUUCUUUCUUUCUUUCUUUCUUUCUCUCUCUCUCUCUCUCUCUCUCUCUCUCAGUGUAUAUUGCAAUGCGGCAGAGGAUAAAGAGGGAAAAUCAGUGAUGGUUGUUUUGCGAGGGCUUUUUGGAAUAUAUUGCGUAUUGAAUUAGAAGACGGAAAAACAUCUUGUAAUGAAUCUCGAUGUUGCUCUUUCCCUCUGGAUUCAUAUACAUAGUGUUCAGUGAAGAUCAUAUAAUUAUUCUUCACGGCAUGACACUUUAAAGACCAUGGUUUUUAAUUUGAAAACCUUCCCUAUCCCACAAAAAUAAUUGUGUCUGAAGUGAGGAGUAAAGCGCGUUUGGUUUUUCAGUAGGUGGCACUCUUAGCUGUAAAUCAAUACUGCAUAUCGGAUGAGGUGCAAAUCCAGUAUAUAUUAAUGUAUGAUCAUUGAUCCUAUAAUUUCUUCACAUAGUCAGGUUCCUGGAUGCUUUUGAGCAAACUAAAGCCUCUAUGCAUACCAAUGUAUUGGGAAAGAUUUCUACCUGUAGCGCACAGAAUUCCACUGACUUUUAAAGUGACUUGCGAUCUGCUGAUGAGAGGCUGCUUGUGGAUGUUCAGACCCAGGUUUGGUGUUCUCCUUCACUUGCCAGCACAGGAGCUGCUGGGCUAGUGGAAAGGCAAUAAAAGUGGUUGAGCAGUAUGAACUCCAGUGCCACAGCUGAACUAGCAGAAGCUGGUUGUGCAACAGGAAGUAUUAGGGCUAAAGUAAUCUGUUGAGUAACCAGCCACAUGAACUGUGAUGGCUUCCUGCACUUUCUUUUGCAGAAGUCAUUCCACAAGCACAGCUGGUAUACUGCUAAAGGACAUUAACUUGAAUCCCAGUGUGGUAUAGUGGUUCAGAGCAGUGGACUCGUAAUCUGGUGAACCGGGUUCACGUCCCCGCUCCUCCACAUGCAGCUGCUGGGUGACCUUGGGCUAGACACACUUCUCUGAAGUCUCUCAGCCUCACUCACCUCACAGAGUGUUUGUUGUGGGGGAGGAAGGGAAAGGAGAUUGUUAGCCGCUUUGAGACUCCUUAGGGUAGUGAUAAAACAGGAUAUCAAAUCCAAACUCCUCCUCCUCUUCUUCUUCCCUCCCUAAGUAUAUUUAUUUAUUUAUUUAUUUAGUGAAUGUUUGGAGAAGGCACCACAGUUCAUGUUCCAGGCUGAAGAACCAGUGUCUCUAGUUCAGGGGUCUGCAACCUUUCAGACAAAAAGAGCCACUUGGACCCAUUUCCGAAGGAAAAAAAAAACUGGGAGCCGCAAAACUCGUCAUUAUAAAAAUAACUUUUUUGUCACUUUUUUAUUAUUUCUUUGUUUGACCCCUCAGGAUUACUCCUCCUCAUAGAAAUAAAUGUUAAAUUAACAAGUUACCUUUUUGUGUGUGUGUGUUCUUCACUCCCCUUCAAAACAGUGACCAGCGUACAUGCCCCCUUUCAAUGCAGUGACCAACGUACAUGCCCCUUACAAUGUAGCGGGCGGGCGGGCGGGCGGGCGGGAAGGUGACGUCGGGACGGUGCGUGUCUAACACACGCACCGCCACCAUGUGACGUCACAGCCAGUACAGCGCCCGCCACAGUGGGGAGUGUCGGGGAGCACAAUGCGCCUCCUCCCCUCACUAGUAUCCGCCCCGGAGCCGCGGCAAAGGUGUAAAAGAGCCACAUGCGGCUCCGGAGCCGCGGGUUGCAGACCCCUGCUCUAGUUAGAAGGAUCAGGUUGCAGGUAACAGGGAAGACUCUCUUGGGAGCUGCUGGCAGUCACAGUGAACAAUACUAGACUAGAUGGACCAUGUAGUUAGACCUGCCAUGUGCUUCCCUAGAAGUGGCUGGACUUUCUCAACUGGCAAAGAAAUAUUCCAUGUAGGUAUUUGAUAAGAAAGAGGAGGUCUUUUUGGUAGGAAGAGCUUUCCAUAGGUAGGAAGGCCAGUCUUACCUGUUCUUGCUCAUUCUACUAGUUUUAAACAUUCUGAAUUUAAGAACUGCUCAGGUUAGAAUGCAGAGAGAGAGAGAGACAGCUGUGUUGCCUAAUGCAUGAGACUCUUGCCUCCUGUGGUUAAUAAAGGAAAAUAAGAAAAUAAGAAGUUUGUACGUUGUUAGGAAGCAAGCCAAACAGGACUCCUACUCAUACAGCCCAGCCCAAUGAUUUCAUACAGAAUAAUUUCAGAAAGCGAGGCCAUGCUAGUCUCUUGUGGCAAAAGACAGCCUGUUAGCAUGCUAUAGGCUUCUGCUGCAAUACUAUGCAGGCUUGGGAGUAAGUUCUACUAUUGCCAGUUUGGCUGGUGAGGGCAUGAAUAUAGAGUGGAGACUUAGCUAGCUUAUUGUGAUGUGAAUUUCCAAGGGAAGAAGUCAGCCAGAUUUCAAAAACAGUUUGGCAUCAAGGUGGGAACUGGAAAGUUGCGGUUUGUGUUGUCAAAAUGUAAGUUCAAGUUUGGGGCCAUUGAUUUAGAAAUAGAUAACAAGAUUGCAGAAUAGCUGUAUGAGUUCUUUGCAUCUGUUUUCACUGUGGAAGUUGUGUCAGUUUCUCAACCAGCUUCACAUAUGCAGUGUCUUGGUUCACACAUAAUACUAGCUACAAGUUGUUUCUUGGGUGAUAAAACAAAUCAUGGCUUGUUUUCCCCUCAGAAUUUUAUUGUUUCCCAGCUGCUGUUGUCUCAUGUCAUUAUAAUUUGGCAAGCACCUGUGGUGUGAUGGUGAAACAAACUAUGGUUUGGGAAAAGUGCUGGGUUUACACGUAACACCAAGCCAUAAAUGCAACAAAUCAAAGUUUGUCAGCCAGCAACAUACUGGCUUCAGAACACAUUUUGUUGGCAGGAAACAGACAAUGGAGUUAUGCUGCUGGGCAAGAUUCACAAUAAAAUGCAAGCAUAACUGAAUUUCUCUCCCAUCCCUUAAUAAUGGUAUUGUUGCUAGACUAGUGGUUGGUGGCUCUUUGUUUUUGUGGCAGAUGAAUGGGCUGGAGUAUCCUUUUCCUUUGCUUCUACAUUCCCAAGAAAAUUUACUGUCGGAGCCAAGGAUUCUUCCUGGCAGUGAGAAGGAAAGCAAGUCUCUUGUAGCUGCUCCUUCUUUGGCUGAUGAAUGAAACCAUGUUGGUUUCUCCUGUUCCAUUCCAUGAUAUUCUUCCUAGGAGUUCAAUCGUCCAGUGGUCUUUGGUCCCCUUGGCCAAUGUCCGAAGUCAGAGUGUGCUUCCUUUCUGCUCUGCAAUCCCAGAGCAACGUUGGCAGCAUUCACACUUCACAUCAUUCUGCUUUUCCUGAUAUUUCCUCACUUUGUGUGUUAUGUAAUCUUUCACACAAUGUAGAAGCUACCUACAGAAAUCUAUCAGAAUCUAGUGGAUGUUCAAAGUUUAAAAAAUACACAGCCUUGUUCUUCUACCACAGCAGGGAAACAGCCAACUUUCCUAUAGCACUUGAAGAAAAGAGAAAAGAAAAACCAGUUUAUUGUAGCAAUAGCUUUUUGUGGGCAAAAAACUAAUAUUUUUUUAGGAUGCAGUGAUGCUGGAGGGCUUGAGGGGCAACACCCUAGCAGGAAGUUUAUGUCUCUUGGGAAGGUGGGGGCAAAUGUUUCUGAGGGUUGUUUCAGCCAAAUAGAAAACAGUUUGUUUCUUUGAAGGAAGAGAUAGGAUUUUUGGUAAAUUCUAUCUCUGUAGGACAAGGAGCGUAGGAAGCUGCCUUAUUCUGAGUCAGACCAUUGAUCCAUCGAGUUCAGUACUGGCCACACUGACUGGUGGUGGCCUUUCAAAGUUUCAUACAGGGUACAUUCCCAGCCUUACCUGAUUGGGGAUUGAGUCUGGCAGAAGCUCUACCACUAACCUACAGCCCUUCAUCUGAGUAAAUUUCACAAUGAGUAGGGCUGGGCGAUAUCAGCUUUUCCUCAUCGCAGUGUAACACCAGCCAAACAUCGUGAUAUAGUGAUACAUUACAAUGUUGAAAAGUGGACAGAGGAACAAGCUGCAUCGUCCUGGGCCCCACGAGGCGCUGGGGUGAAACUGCCUCAGCUCCCCUCAUGGGGCCAAUGCAUCUUCUUCUCUCUGGGUGCUGGCAGCAGAGGGGGUCAGGCGCAGGCAAGCCCCACCUGUGAUAUACUGUGAAGUGAAGGUGCCAUCGCACUCUGGCCCUCAAACUAGUCCUGGGCAAUGUAUCAAUACGUUGCCCAGGCCCAACAAUGAGUACAGAAGGAUUUAUUCAUUGACUAUAUCCACCACAAACAUAUUUAUUCAUUGUGUUUAUAUACUGUCUUUCUGCCAAGGCACCCAAGGGUGGCUUACACAUUUUUAAAGUCCAAAGAUAACAUGCAAACUUGGGAGGGGGCAGGGAAAGAAAUAGACAGUUUGGCCAGAGCACGGCUUGAUGUUGUCUGUGCCUGCCUCCUUGACAUACUUCUUCCUCAUCACAGGGCAGGUGGUUACUGUUGGCCUUCAACAUAUAAAUAGGUCUGGUAUCAACAGUUAGCGUUCCAGACCUGGUACUCUGAUACCUCGGGUUACAGACACUUCAGGUUACAGACGCUUCAGGUUACAGACUCUGCUAACCCAGAAAUAGUACCUCGGGUUAAGAACUUUGCUUUAGGAUGAGAACAGAAAUUGUGCUCUGGCAGCUCGGCGGCAGCAGGAGGCCCAAUUAGCUAAAGUGGUACCUCAGGUUAAGAACGCACCUCCAGAACGAAUUAAGUUCUUAACCCGAGGUACCACUGUAGUGGUGAUGUUGACACCUGCCUUGUUCUUCCCAUGUUCUCUCCUCAAUACCUUGAAAUAACACCAGGUAAGGUGCCCCAGGGCAUUGUGAGAAAUUGAAAGGGUGGCUCUCAGUCACCCUUGGAGUAGGAAGUGAUCCAGUGGGUGCUUGGUGCAGAGCCACGAUCCUACAUGGAUAUAAAUAAAACACCACUGCUGUUUGUGAUGUAGAUAGGGCAGGAAAAAAAGGUUCUUGAUGGCUAGUACCAAGCUAAUUUUUAACGCUCUCUUUUUGUAUUGUGUUUUCAGAGACGGUGAGCUAAGUUUAAGUAGAUCAAUGGUCAAUAGCUCUGAUAAAAUAAACCAAAAGAGUGGCUCUUCAAUGUUCCAGCAUUCCGUAGAAAGAUGGAAAAUCAAUUCUUCCUUGGUACUGGAAAUAAGGUGAGUACCUUAAAUAACGCACAGAACUCAUUUAUACAUUGUGGUAGCUUGUAACUGGGUAUAUGCAAGUGAGGACUGGCAAAUCUGUCUUUCUUUACAGCUGUUGGUCUUUACCAAUGUGGAAGACAAAAGUUUGGAGAUUCCAGUGUAAAAGGUGUCUCUUUAAUUUUGAACAUCCCUUCAGUCAAAACUGAAUCCAUUAUUAAACUAAAUUCUCCAUGCAGAAUAGGGUCUGUAUAGUGGCAUCCAGUAAGUUUGACAGGAUUGGUCGCAGCAUUUCAAUGUGCUGUAUAAUAAAGCACAAAAAAGAUAUUAAUGGCAUACGGCUAAUUAAUAUGUGCAAAGUUGCAUUAAAAGAAAUCUGCAGGAGGCCUCUAGUUUGAUAGCUCUUGGAAGGCUUCGCCUGUGAAUGAUCCCACUGUUUCAUCACUGUAAAAGCAAACGGCCAACAGUGAUUCUGACAACUUGUAUUUCAGUAUACUUGACUGACUGAUCUUUUCUUUUCUGAUCUUACUAAUAUCAUUGUACACACUUGGUUAAGAAAAAAGUAUCAGCAAAUCACUUCUGUUAAAAUAAAGUGUAGUUGCUUGCUUUUGAAGAGUUUGUGUCUGAGUCAUAUCUUUCGUUUUCCGCUGCAUCAGUCUAAAACCACAAUGGCAGAACGGGGCUGGGGAGGGGGGGUUUCCAUUUUCUUCUGUGAGAAGGAAAAGGGACAUCUUUUAAAGUGAGAAGUGUUGGGUCUCACAUCUGGCUGCAAGUCUCUCCCUGGAUACAUCCACACAUCGGUUUAUUCCUUUCUCCUAAUUUAAUUUCCAUGCUAUAUGUGAGCUUUCGCAUGGAAACCAUUUCUGGAAAUCUAAUGAAAUAUAGUGGGAGUUUAGUUCUCAUUUCCAUGUUAAUUUAUUCCAGAAAACAAUUCCCUUGCAGCCCCAUUAUUUGCAGGAAUAAAGUGACAAAAUUUGGGGUGGUAUAUUAGCAUAUGGUUCUUUCCUGCUUAAAGCAGUAUCAUAGCACUUUAAAUGUAUGGUGUGAAGGUGACCUUGGUUACUCCUACAGUAAACACAAUCAGUUCUUAGUGGUGCAGAUUUUACCCUGGACAGGACGCAGGCCACCAGGCAUUGUGCAGCCUGAUGUUUUACUAUGAUCUUGCCCAUUACUGGUUAUUUUUAAGGGCAGUUAAGGACUGUUUUUUGCUGUGCUGGGAGCCUUCAAACCCUUUGCUCUGGGAAGGCUAGUGUGUGGUUCAGGGUCGGAUUUCAAGUGUGUUUUGGUCAUAUCUUCAUCUGGGAUUGAUAGUUCAUGCAAUACUAAAGACUAAGACUGUUGUUUUAUUAUGCUUUUGUAUUUGAUGGAAGCCACCUAGAGUGACUGGGGAACGCAGUCAGUUGAGGGGGUACAAAUAUAAGAAGAAGAAGAAGAAGAAGAAGAAGAAGAAGAAGAAAGUUCAGUUUUCUGGAUGUGGAUCUUUGUGUAGGCAAGACUGGGCCAUCCCCACCCAAGAGGGAAGUACUGGCUGACUUGGAGAAACCUCAAAGUUUGCAAAAGACCAAAAAUACUUUACUCUCCCCUUACAUUUCCUUAUAGCACCCACCAAACAGAUGAAUAAGCAGAACUGAGCAUGCUUAUUGGUCAUGGAAUGUGGGGGCAGCAGGGUGAGGAAAAACAGAGUGGGAUGGAGUGUCCUACAAGAGGCCAUAGCUGUGUGUAUGGAACCCCAAACUGGAUCACUGCACACAGUAACCUUUUGUUUGUGGGUCCCACUUAUCCUUUUAGUUUCAAAGCCAGUUUGAGUCAGUCACAGGAUGGCUGUAUCCCAGGAGGAGUUGCCCAUUUAAAGGCAGUAGGGGGCUGGCAAUUCAAAGGACACAAGCCAUGAUUGCUGUCAGCAGACAUCUUUUUAAUCCCUGCCAUUAUGGAUUCAUUUACCUCCUUUCAGCCUCUUCCUUUCUCCUUCACACAAGAAGCAGUUUGCAAAAGUCAAAGUUCUGGAAAAGAAACCAGACUGGGCUGAAAAUGAAAAUCCGUUAUAGCAAUCUGUUCAUUUGGCAUAAUUUAACUUAAUUGUAGAAUUGAGGUUCGAUCAUUGCUGGGUAUUGAUAGGUGUGAAAUAUCUUGACUAAAGCUGCGUGUCAGGCGUUCUCCUUUGUAGACAUUGUGAACAGAUGGCGUAUCAGUAACCAGGCAGUCCAGAUCAGUAGUGGCAGAAGAAACAUUGCCUCACGUUGUUGCACGGCACCUAUCACAGCAUCUUGGACCUGACAAGUGACAGCUCACCUGGAUGUUACAGCAUAGUCACUACUCCUGCCACACUUAACAGUGAUGGUGUGAGCACAUCACGGUAAACCAAACUUAAUGGUUUACUAUGCAUGGCCUGAUUGUGCCCGCUCCAUUCCUCGCCGCUAGCGCUGGUUUAGCGUUUUGUCUGAACAAGGGGUUGUGAUCAACAUGGUAAAGGACCCCUGACCAUUUUUUUAAAAAAACGCAAUUUUUAUUAACAGGCCAAUCAUAUCACAUUAUUUCAAAUCACAUUAAUUCCAAAUUAUACAGCCGAAUUUUUCAAUUUUGUUGGGGGUACCCAUACAUCAAGCUCCGGACGAGAAUCCAAACAUCACUUCUAUUACUGCUUUAAUUAAACAGUUCUAUCCAGUUCUAUCCAGAUAGUCUCUUUUUUACUUUCUUCAUCUUCUUGUUGUUGUCAUAUAUUCCUUUCUUUGCGAUCUCUGAUAAUCUUCACAGGCAGGUUAAGAACAAACAUCGUCUGCGUGGGUUUUACGCACUCCACAAGUCAUAUUUCAUAGGGACAGCCGCCAUUCCACUCCUCCUUCGAAAAUUUAUCUUCGGUCUGCCCUUUAGUUUUCCCAGGCUUGUAAAAUAUCUCCUAGAGGGCUCUGCCAGGUUAAAGAUCAAAUUCCAAACAUUGUUCACUUUCAAAUAGUCCUGGUUCUCCUCCCCCCGUCUUUCUUAAACAAGCCUGUCUUGCGAGACGCCAUUUUAAAACUGCGUCAUAAAAUUUUUCCAUUCUCUGAUCUUUACCAAUCCUCUCUUCAUUCAUCAUUAAUUCAUCCCACACAGUUUUUAGAUUCCUGCUUGUGUAGUAAAAUACAGAGGUUCUUUUUUCUUUGGGGUGGAGGGUUAUUAUUUAUGCUCAUAUAAGAUAAAGAAAGAAAAGUUUUUUCCUCCACCCCACCUUCUUAGCUCCAAACAUACCCAUUUCUUAAUGGCGCUUCGUCUCUUGAUUUAUUUGUCUUUGCCCGCCGCUCCAAUCCCAGAGAUCCAUUAAUCAGCAGUCUUAUCUCCCGACCUUUGCUUGACAUAUGUGCUUUAACAUCUUCCAAUUAUAUAUUUCCAAUUAUAUUUUCGUGUUAAAGCAAGCCAGCACGCGCAAAUUGGAGACGACGUCCGGGAAGAGCCGACCGCACCGAGGGCUUAGCCAAGUGACCGGCGCACCCCCUUCUCUCGAAUCUGGGGGUGCAUUGUGGCCACCGCUGGCAAGGCAGUCCCCCCCAUAUCCUUGGGGGGGGGAAGACUGCAUACUUCCCAUAGCAGCCUCUUAAUUACCUCAUGUGGGUCGGAGAGAUGUUAUUGUCGGCCAUCUUCCAAUGCGCCACCUGGUGGCCCCCCAGGCCCCCUGACCAUUAGGUCCAGUCAUGACCGACUCUGGGGUUGCGGCGCUCAUCUCGCUUUAUUGGCCAGGGAAGCUGACGUACAGCUUCCGGGUCAUGUGUCCAGCAUGACUAAGCCGCUUCUGGCAAACCAGAGCAGCGCACGGAAAUGCCGUUUACCUUCCUGCCGGAGCAGUACAUAUUUAUCUACUUGCAGGUUGGCAGGAGCAGGGACCGAGCAAUGGGAGCUCACCCCAUUGCGGGGAUUCAAACCGCCAACCUUCAGAUUGGCAAGUCCUAGGCUCUGUUGUUUAACUCACAGUGCCACCCACGUCCCUGGGUGAUCAACCCAGGUUGUGAUCAACAUGGUAGAUGAGCCAAAAUCAACUCCCAGCUUUUCAUUAUGGUUUGUUGGGAGGAAAACAUGCCCCUGAGUCUGAAAGUAAUGAUAAGCCAUGCAUUGUGCUUUGUUUCCUCAGUGUGAUGUUGGGGAGGAGCAAGAGUCCAAAUUCACUACCAUUAAGUAUGCUUUACUGUGAUGUGUGAACUGCACGGCUCUGCAGCACUGUCUGAUGGCUUGGUGUAUGUGCAGACGGUCUCUCGGUUGAGACUGUGACCUGAUGCACUUUCCCCUAAUGGGUGCUAUUACAAUGGGUGCUGAUUUCCAUUGAUUGGGGUUAUAGGAUUAAGCCACUACGAGUCUCUGUCAUGUGUUGGGCUAGAGUGAAGUUUUGCCUUCCAUUUAUAGAAGGCUUUUCAUCCAGUGGAGGGAUGUUACUGGCUGGGAAUGGGUGACUUUUGUUGAUCUUUAUCCCCCGUCCCCAUUAAAGGUUUCAUGGAGAUGAGGGAAUCAGAAGCAUUAGCUAUCACUGGGACUAAAGUCUUCAUACAACCCAUAUGUAUAUUGUAAGCAGUUCUGUGCAGUGACAUCAUUCAGACAAAAAAUAAAAUAAAUAAAAAUUAAAGCAUUAAGACCAGAUAACUGCCCAGGCUGCAAAGGUUGGGUUCAAGUAAAAAAACAAAACAAGAAAACAAUUCACACAUUUAUUAUUUGGGACCUAUUCUGUUCAGAGGAAGUGAUUUCAAUUGUUAGAAAAAUGAUCAAUGUAGUGAAGGCUUUGUUUACAAAGGUGCCUCAUAGGAUAAAUAAAAUAAUGUGGAGUUAGUUAUAAUAGUGGCCAUUUGUCUUUUGGUAAUCAAUAACUCCUAGGAGAAUCUAAACAUAAAUCUUCCAUUUUCAAUCCUCACAAUAAAUUAACUGCAACUCCAAAAUACGGGAGCUUUCCUAAAUGCAUCCUCCGUAAAGCAGUUGUUGGGCCGUUUGUCUUCUUGGCAUUGUUAUAGGGGUACGUACUAAACUUCUGAUCUGCAUAGCAUACGCCUUUAAAAAAGGAAAUAAUAUGUUAAAACAAAAAGCCGUUCAAGUUAAAUGGUGCAGUUUUCAUUUAAUGAAAAGCAUUACCUUAAAUUGUUAAAAGUCACAAUUUUCUUUCAUUUGGAUGCUGAAGAUAGGACAGUUGGAAUGCCUUAAUUAUUUUCUUAAUGUAGCCUUUUCAUAUAAACAGUCAAACUGAAAUUGUAAGAUCAAGAGCAACAACAAAAAGUCGCUUUCUGCACAACUUCCUUUUUCAUUAUAGUAUGCAGGAGCUGUAUCUCUCUGUGUUUCAGAACAUAAUGUUAUCCCCCAUUCAUGUUUGCAUAGCAAUGUGCAAUUAGAAACAAAGGUAAUUUAGGCUGCAAUCUUGUGCACACUUUUUCUUGAACUUAAUGGGGCUUGCUUCUGAGUAGUUACACAUCGUAUUGCAUUGCUAAGAUCUCUGCAGUUUUGAGAAACUAACGUUUAAUGGAGUACUUAGCUGUUUUACCCAAGACUGGCUGCACACAAGCCGGUUAAUCUGCAGCAUUUCAGUAGAGAAUGAAGGUCUUGUGUAUGCAUGUUUGUUGCAUCUGAAGUUGAACAACAGCAUGGGUGUUCUUGUUGAAAUACUUUUAGAGGCUUUAGAACCAGCUUGGAGCUUUCCCCCCAGGCAGAAACUUAGUGAGUUUCUUUUGACUUCUGGCUACAGAAGCUACUUUUAAGAAAACCAGAUAGAGGCAAGACAGACAACUUCUAAAAUAUCUGCAUACCGUUCAUUUGGAAACUUUGUCAGCCCAGUUGAGAUUUCUUUAGGCGGUAGGCAAAAACAUUCCUCUUGAACCAGGCCUUUGGCUGAUUAAUAUUCUACAGCCUUUUAAACGUGUCUGUAGGAAGGGUUGGUUAUUGUUUUGCUGUUUUGCUUUACUUAUUUUCAUGUUUUUAUCCUGUAUUUUACUCUGUGAAUAGUCCUCAGUAGACCCGCUGCAUGUUGUUCCCUUUUACAGUGCAGGCAUCUGCAGAGAGAGGGCCUUUGCAUGUCUCUGCAUAGCUGAAUCCAUAAAGGCUUCCAUGUGAUCUGGGACACAUGUGAGUGUGUGCAGAUGCACGUGCAAUUCCUCCUUCCCCCACAGUUGUUUGCAUUGCAUUUGCAAAUGCCAGGGGAAGGCACUACAGCCGUACCUUGGAAGUCGAAAGGAAUCCAUUCCGGAAGUCCGCUCAACUUCCAAAACAUUCGGAAACCAAAGAGCAACUUCUGUUUGGCUGCAGGAAGCUCCUGCAGCCAAUCAGAAGCCGCGGAAACCCCAUCAGACGUUCGGCUUCCAAAAAUAGUUUGCAAACCAUAACAGUCACUUCAGGGUUUGGGAACCAAAACGUUCAAGAACUAAGCUGUUUGAAAACCAAGGUACAAAGGUACUUAGCAGUGUGGGGAUACUCAGCACCUUCUGGUCAUACCAGUAUAACUUCUAUAUGGGUGUCAAGGCCCAAAUGCUAACCAGACAAGGGAAUUAAACUUUACAUCCCAUGAGAGGUCUGGGUUGCAAGUCAAUCAGGGUGUAAGGCUGGCUGCACUGUGGGUCUGGCUGAUUAGCUGCAGCGACUUGGUACUUCUCUUACACAUUUCAAAUGCAUGACCUUGGAACUCUUUAAAGCAUCCCCAUAAGACAGGACAGCAUGCUUAUCACCAUCACCAUCUUGCAGACGGUAGGCUGAAGGAACUGUGCCUUGCCCAAAACCACAAGCAAGCUUGAAUCUGAGGUGCACUGUGGGGAUUUCCUAGCUCGUAUCCACCAUGCUGCAGCAGCUCUCAAGAUUAAAAGAUCAAAAAGUCAUUGCCUUCUGUGAGCCUUUUGAGAAGCUGUGCUGUGUGCUUCAGCUUGCAGAGCAAAAAGGCCUGUGCUCUGUUCAUAACUUGAUCUAGAGAUAAGGUUUUCUCUGAAACUUAUCUUUGAUGCUGCACAGGUGUUCUGCUAUAUCAAUAGGCCUCAUUUCCUCCUUCGAAAAGCCACAGAUGUAAGGCUUCUGUAUAACUAUGAAUCAGGGGGGUGUUCAACAGUGUUUCAGUGUCAGAAGAAGCACGGGAGCUCCCUUAGAGUUGGGGAGAAGCCACGGAUCGGUGUUAAAACUUGUUGGUUGUGAUCCUGGGUUCAGUCCUAGGCAUCUCCAGAUAGGGUUGUGAGAUUGGUGGUCUUUACUCAGUUUAAAGCAGCUUCCUAUGAUCUUCUUCUCUAAGAAAAUAUGGGUUAUUUUGUUAGAUGAGAUCAAUGGUCCAUCUUACUGAUAGGACUGAUAUCUGAUUUUCAAAACCGUGAUACAUCACCAGCUAAGCAUCGGGAUAUACCAAUACAUAUAUCACAAUGUCUAAAAUAAGGAUGGAGCUAUGUAGAGGCAUUAGGGACAUGGGUAGCGCUGUGGGUUAAACCACAGAGCCUAGGACUUGCCGAUCAGAAGGUUGGCGGUUCGAAUCCCCGCGACGGAGUGAGCUCCCAUUGCUUGGUCCCUGCUUCUGCCAACCUAGCAGUUCGAAAGCACGAAGUGCAAGUAGAUAAAUAGGUACCGCUCCGGCGGGAAGGUAAACAGCGUUUCCAUGUGCUGCUCUGGUUCGCCAGAAGCGGCUUAGUCAUGCUGGCCACAUGACCCGGAAGCUGUACGCUGGCUCCCAUGGCCAAUAAAGCGAGAUGAGCGCUGCAACGCCAGAGUUGUCCGCGACUGGACCUAAUGGUCAGGGGUCCCUUUACCUUUACCUUUAUGUAGAGGCAUUGGUGAUUUUUGCCAGUGCCUGCUCUUGUGAUUUGCUGCCCCUUGCAUGAAGCAGGGGAAAAUUCACCCAGCAGAGUUAACAGGAGCUGCAGAAAUUGAAAGAAACAUUGACUGGCUUCGUGGUUUUUUGCAUCGCAUGCACACACACACACACCAUGAUUCACGAUAUAUUGCCAGAUCAAAAAUUAUGAAACCAAUGUCACGAUAUGGACUUCAAACCACUUUGGGACAGUGUAUCAAUAUAUCGCCCAGCCCUGCCAACUGACAAGGCAGACUGUUGGCCCAUCAUUCCCACAAGGAUUGCUUAGUGCAAUACUGUGCUUGGCCUGACUCAGUUUAGAGCAACUCAGUUUAGUAUGCCUGACCCUUUAUAGCAUGGACUCCUACUCUCAUGCGCUCUGACUGGGGCUGAUAGCAGUUGGAGUUGAACAGUAUCUGGAGAUCCAUAGGUUCCCAAGCCUUGCUUUAUAAGGAAGUUUAUAAGUCAGGAGUUGGCAAUCCUACACAGUUCUCUUGCUAUCUCAUGUAUUGUCCUAUUUCAGGUCUUUAGUGCUUUUAGAUCAGUUCAUUUCCUUCUUAAUGUGUUUUCUCCAAUAUUUGAUGGUCUUGGCAUAUUAGGCAUGAGCAGCUUUUAAACCCAUCUGUGUACAAGAUUAAAAAUAUGAUUAAAAAAAUAGUCUUUAGGUUUCAGAAAAGCAAAAAUCAGGGAAAGGGAACCUUUGCCUUGACUUAUCAUUUAUCUGAUGCUCUAGGCACUUUGCAUCUUAAUAUAUCCCAUUCUGCUUCAUUACUACGUUGUCACACAAGCUCAGUUGUCAGAUAUUCUCUUCUCCAGCACGGCUUCAAAUCUACACCAAUAUCCUAAAGAAUGUGUUUUCCCUUUUCUAUUUUACUGAAAUGUAAGUUCCAAAAAUCAUGGCUCAGUUCCCUUAGGCUUAAAAAGUAAGUGUAGCAUCCUCAUUGUUGUAAAACCAAGUAUCAGAAAUCUCUUUGUGACUUGAAGCUUUGACUAUGGCUUGUAUGAUAUUACGAUGCCAUUUCCCUCUUUCCCAGAAUGAACAAACACACUUAGGAAGUUUGUAGAGCCACUGGAAUAGUUAGGAGAGUUGUUAGGAGACACCAAUUGCCCUGACAGAUCUAUAGAUCCCAGAGUGGUUUAACAGUCAACCCCUCUUCCCAGGGAACUGUGGAAAGUGUAACUUUCUGAGGGGAAUGGGGGUCUCCUAACAACUCUCAGCACUCUUAACAAGCAGCAGCUCCUACAAUUCUUGGGGGGAUCUGUUUAAAGUGGCAUCACAGUGUGAAUGUGGCCUGACUCUUCAUGACAGCAAAGGAACUGUUACUAUGGGAGGUGAACACUGCUGUCAUGUUUCUAAAGACAUCAUUCACCAACCUAUCUGCCUCUCUCAGCUUCUCCUAUUCAGCUACCCUGACUUCAAGGGAACAAACUUGUUUUCUGAGAACCAGGCGCUCUUUAUUAGGGUUGCCAUAGGUCUGGGUUCCCCCAGACAUGUCCUGGUUUGGGGGGGCAGCAUGCCCACCUGGGCAGAUUUUUAUUUUUUAAAUGAAAUGUCAGGGCUCUUUGGGAGUGGGGGCAGACUCAUGCCACUGAAGGGUGGGAGAGGGCAGGCACUUUUCAGAGUCAGCCACUCUCCACUGCCUUUCUGCACUGCGGCUGUGCCCCAGAAGCAGAAGCGCUGCAGCGGGAUCUGGAGCUCCACCACCACCACCACCACUCCUUUCCAUUUUUUUUUAAAAAUGAUAUCUAUUACUUUUUCAAAAUUUCCAAUACAGCACUACAAACACAGAGAAAAAGAAAAAAGAAAGAAAAAACAAUACAAAUAACAAAUCAAGCAAAAACAAACAAAAACAAUUUAAAAACACCUCAAACAUUUUCAAUAUCUUAUAUUUCAUUCACUUAUUUCCAGCGACUUCCUCCCACCUCCCUUUUUGUAUUCUACUUCUAUUAUUUGUUUCAGCAAUUCCUUUCCAUCUUACUCUGUUUUCUGUUCUAUAAUUAGCUUAACACAUUCUUGCCAUACUUUUCCUUUAAUUUUCUAUUAAUCUAUUUAUACUUAAUUCCUUAUGACAUUUCUACUAAAGCCAUGUAAUUUCAUUCCAACAUUUUUCUAACAAUCCUUAAUUUUACAAUAUUUCUAUAAAUAGUCUUUAAACUUUUCCCAAUCUUCUUCCACCGACUCUUCACCCUGGUCUCGGAUCUUGCCAGUCAUUUCCGCUAAUUCCCUAUAGUCCAUCAACUUCGUCUGCCAUUAUCCAACACUUCGGUGUUUUCAAGAAGCAACCAUUCUCUCAACCAGCAAAAGGCAGAUGGUUCACAACGAAGUUAAAGGUCUGGCAGAGCAGGUCCACCUCCUUCUUUAGCAUCCAUCAAUAUCUUAAGCUUAACUCGAGGCUUCCUGCCCUGCCAAACAACUCUAGGAGCAUCCCUCUGCCACCUCCUGAGACCCUCCAUCCCUGAGACCCUCCACCACUCCUUUCCAGUGCCCGCUCCUGGCUGUGCUGUUUGCCAGACGCUAUGUGCGCGAGGCUACAGCUUGCUGGUGCCGGGGGGUGACUCUGGGCCGCUGAGUGGCUCCGCUGUGGAGCUGCCUCUUCCUUUCAGGCCUCCUAGUGAUCACUGGCAAGGACAUGUCCAGGAUCUGGCCCGGGGAGGAAGGCUCAUUGCUUUGCGGCUUCUCUGGUCCUGCCUGAGCCUUCCCCAGCAGCAGUGGCCCCCCCAGUCGCUGCUCAAGUGUGGAAGGAGACGCAGCUGCAGGAGCUCUACGGUCUCUCGGGUCCUACUCAAUGCGGUUUUCCCUUUUCUUGUGAGGAAUCCUAUUUGGAAUAAGGGAAUUUUCCUUUAAAAAUGGGAAACGUUGGCAGCUAUUGUUUUUCAAAAGGAUGAUUUAGAGUGCGGAAUUUUCUGUUAGGUCUGUAGGCCAAUCUGGAGUUAUGGGGACAACUUUAAAGGUAGAGGAUAAGCCACUGGUGAGCUGUGAAGCUGUCUUCUAAGUAGGAUGUUAAUUACUAAGGUGCCAAGGGAGAAGAAAGGAAUAACUGUGCUAAGACAUAGAUGUUCCUUAAGUAUCUCUACGUGAUGGGACAUUUAUCAGGUGGGCAGGAUGUGUACUGUGUUUGAAGAGAUAAUGUGUGUGAGAGACAGUCUCCUGGGGCACACUGUCUGUUUCCUAAAAAGUGACUCACAAGCCUGUUCUCACAGAAAUCUCAGGCUGGUCUUUAAUUUAUAGAUGUCUGGAAUAUCAAAAGGUAUUCAAAAAGGCAUUUCUCUUUCAGAGACCUUAGUUGCUCUGAGCAGUGGCAUACUGUGGGUUGCCACUUUCCGGGGCCGCACACAAAUGGGGGAGGGAGGGAAACGGAUGGAGCACACCUGCGCAUUGAUCUGCCUAAUGGUGUCUGCGUCACCCAGGAGAUCUCAGCUGCAGAGAUACGAAGAGCUAUUCCAUUGUCUGGAGAGGUCACUUCCUGGUUCACAUGGAGAAACCGUUUCUCAACGGAGCCCAGCAAUGGAAGCACACAGCUGUAUUACUGGGUGUGCCUGACAAUUUUGCACCGGGGGUAACCUUCCCUGUGCCCCUCCCAAUGCUGCACCACUGCUGUGGAUAGCUUGUGUGUAUUGUAGCAGAAGAAAUUGUGCAAUUAGCUCAGGGCAGAAGAGAAGAAUCUUUCUCAUCUUCCCAGAGCGGCUGAAUAUUUAAUACAAUGGCUGUGCCAUCUCGUGUCUUCAACCCCAAAUCCACAGCAAUGUCACGGGUCACCUCAGUGGUACUCAAGGACCUCUGGUGGUCCAGGGCCCACAGUUUGGGAACUCCUGGUUUAGGCCUCAAUGCUAAUGUGCAGGAUUAGCUUAAAUGCGACCAGCAUGUAUCCAUGCCUUGUGUUCAUAAACAGUGCACUAAUCUGCACCUCUGGAACUAAUGUGCAUAUUGAAAUUUUGUUAUCCCUGGGAUUUUCUGUUUCUCUGAAUGUUGCAAUAUAGUCCUCUGGUGUUUAAAUGUAUCAUAAUAUGCAUUCACAGAAACAUUUUGAGAGAGAAAUGCAUGAACAUUUUCAUAUGUACUCUGAGAGGACUUUUUAAAAAUUGCAGAUUGAUUAGGAAAUGGGUAGAAAUGUGGAAGUGGCCAGACCAGAAUUAAAUUCACCUAUCUCUUUCUUCACACAAUUACUUAAUAAGAUGAGAAUUUCAUACGAGCCUAUAAUUUAGAAUAUUAUAACCCUGCUAAAAUCAAUGACCAUGUUGCUGCUGACUUCUAUGAGUUUUUUUAUUGUGCCUUAUUGAUUAGAAACCAUAAACAUGCUGGUUUUGAGCCUGGGCUCCACGAGUUACAUUUAUUUUCUCAACAAUAUUAUUGAACCUGAUUCUUGCUCUAGAACUGUUGAUUGCUGCUUUGAUUUUAAAAAUAAUAAUCAAUAUUUUUGUAUUUAAAAAAUCAGUAAAGAUGGAUCAUUGGAAACUGAGCUUUGACAUUUUAAAAUCAAGUGGUGGCUUUUAAAUCAUAUGUUUACAAAUGCAGUCUCAUCACGGUUUAAUGAAACCCACAAAGUAACAGUUUUCAUGCUUUGUUUUGUUUUUGAGAUGUUUCAGCUGUUACUGGAAAAAGGAAAGUGAUGUUGCACAUUGAAGGCUAACUUUGAGGAGGCCAGAAUUAGUGUGAUCAGAUGGAUGAAGUGUAUUUGUGAAAGGGUGGUUGAGCUUGGAAUGCCAAAUCAUGGCUUGGUUUUAUUUCUUAUGAAUGAACAAUCAAGGAUUCUCAUUGCUGCCCUUACCUCCUGAUUUCCCUAUGGUAAUUCCUUCCUGGUUUUAGCAAAACAUUUCAUUUCUUUCAAAUUGGAAAUCUUCAAUUGUGGCACUCGCCUUGGAUAUCAGUACCAAGCCAUGGUUCGAUGUUGCAUGUAAACCUUUCUAAAAGUCCAUGCAAGAUUACGCUGCAAUUUUGCUCCAAGCAACAGGCUACUCUUUUGGAAUACAGUAGUACCUUGGUUUUCGAAUAUAAUCCAUUCCGGAAGACUGUUCGACUUCCAAAACGUUCGAAAACCAAGGCACAAUGGGUAGUCUGCAAUUUCAGUGGAGAAAAUUGGGGGGGAGGGAGGAACUCAGCGGAAGCUGUCCAACUUCCAAAAAGCGUUCAAAAAUGGAACCGAUUAGUUCCGGGUUUUCGGCAUUCAAAACUGAAACAUUUGGCUUCCGAGAUGCUCGGAAACUGAGGUACCACUGUAUAUCUUGCAGAGGUAUCAUAAAUUUGCAUUCUUGUUUUCAAUACAGGAAGAACAUUCUUCGUUUCUUGGAUGCAGAAAGAGAUGUCUCAGUAGUCAAAAGCAGCUUCAAGCCAGGAGAUGUAAUCCAUUACGUGCUAGACAGACGCCGCACACUAAAUAUUUCUCAGGAUUUACACAGUCUUCUUCCAGAAGUUUCACCAAUGAAGAACCGCCGAUUUAAGUCAUGUGCUGUUGUAGGAAAUUCUGGUAUUCUCCUUGAUAGUGGCUGUGGAAAAGAGAUUGACAACCACGAGUUUGUUAUAAGGUGAGCAUUCAUCUCUCACUUGACAGGUUGUCUUUUACUUCAGCAGUAAUGAACACAAAUGUUUUAACUUGGAACAAUGAUUUGGAAUUGCUAAAUGAUAACUUUCACUGUGUGGUGCCCAGAGUUAAAUAUAUUUCACAAUAAAAAGAAUAGGUCCGUCUUUUAUAUUGCAAAUGAGAAUUUGCACUGUUGGAGACCGCAGUGAGAUUUGUAAUAUUGUUUUGUAGUUUCUGGUUUUGCUCUUUAUGCAGGCAAAAAUCACUAUUCCAAUAGCAAGCUGGCUCUGCAAAAUGAAAAUGUUUUCAUUUUCUCCUUCCUGCCAAUAGUCAUAGCAGAAAAUCACCACCUUUACUUAUUAUAUAUGCACUGUAUGGGGUACAAUUUAUGUGAAAUGCAUUGAGGAUUAGCCAGAUAGCUCCCAUUAAGGGAAUUGGAAGUCACACAUCUAAACCCUUGUGUGCCACACCGAAAAUAUAUUCUGACUGCAUCUGCAAAUGUAUUCAUAUAUUUUAGUUUAAAUAAUUAGUUUGUCCAAAACAAAGUGUUCUACUUUGUCAAAGGUCAGCGAGAAAUUGAAAGGAGUUGUGGGCACUGUUUAAUAAACUGUCACGUACGAAUGUAAAACAAGUUUUAGUUGAAAAUACGAGGCAUUGGGUGCCAUCCAGAACCAUUAAAAAUCAAUCUGAGUCUUGCUGUUGGCUUGAGUGGAAUAUGGUUUAUGCCCACUAUGCUUUUAGCAAGUCACAGUUUUCCAUGCCUAAUAGAACGGACAUGAUCCUGCCACUUCCGUUUGUCUGAAUAGCAUUUUCUCAGCUCUUGUAUCAAAAUCAGUGGGCCUAAGUCUGCAGUCCUAAGCAAGUUCAGUAUUAUGAAGGCUCGAGUUCAGUGGGACUUACUUCUGAGUAUGUAUACCUAAGUCAUAGCUGUCAACGUUUUCCCUUUUUUUUAAAGGGAAAUUCCCUUAUUCCGAAUAGGAUUCCUCACAAGAAAAGGGAAAAGUUGAUGGCUAUGACCUAAGUACUUACUGUGUAAGUAAGUAAACACUAUUGAAAUCAGUGUGAAUUGUUGCUGUGCCUCAUUUUUGUGAGGUUUGGUUUUUGAUGUGAAUGUUGUUGUGUCAGACUAUAGAAUGAAGAUGUCUGUGAAAAAUUCAAAACUUGCUCUUUGCACAUUUAUGGCACCUACUUACUGCUAUUGUUGCCCUAAUAUACUGCUGCUUCAUCACCCUGUACAUUCUGCCCCAGUUACUCAUCUACAUGUGACUUGGCUGGGGCAAGGGGAGAACAGCCAGAUUGCCUUGGUCAUGGUGACCCAUGCCCUCAUAUUGGAUGUCCUGUCCCCUCUGCCCCCCAGAACAGUACCCGUGCUUUCACAAAAGUCUGUAUGUUUCAUGGGAAGUAAACAUUUUCUUGAAAUAUGCCCCAUGCUAUUUUAGCUUGGCGUUACUGAAAUCAUGCCUAGGAUUUCGCUGUGGAAAGUGCUGAUGGAUUGAACCUCUGCCCCCUCUCAUCACUGAUAAGUACAUCCAGGACUAAGUGCAGUGAGAGAUGGAAUGAUAUCUCAAAAUAUUACUGCACCUUUCUUUUCUUAAUUGCGGAAUGCUGUCCUUGAUCAAGGGACUUUAAAAAGAUCAAGAAUGCACACCCAGAACCCUACAAGACACUCCCUAGUCUACAUGCUAAACGUGAUGUCUUCUCAAUCAUUUGUUAAGAUGGGAUGAUACCUAUUAAGAGUUUUAGACCUUAAAGCAUGUAAGAUAAAAAGAAGUUAAAAGGUACUUGCUUUUUCUAUGUAUACAGUGAAAGAAACAGUAAGUGAAACAAACAUUAAAUAACUCCAAGACAUGCGCUGUUCAUCCAUCGACUCCAUCUAGGGUCUUUCACAAGCAUAUACAGUAGAUUUUUUGAGCUUAUAUUAGAAUAGCACAGGGGUCAGCAAAUUUCUUCAGCAGGGGCUGGUCCACUGGGAGAAAGGUUGUUUUCUGCUGCUCCAGAGAAGCGGACACGGAGCAAUGGAUCCAAACUACAAGAAAGAAGAUUCCACCUAAACAUUAGGAAGAACUUCCUGACAGUAAGAGCUGUUCGACAGUGGAAUUUGCUGCCAAGGAGUGUGGUGGAGUCUCCUUCUUUGGAGGUCUUUAAGCAGAGGCUUGACAACCAUAUGUCAGGAGUGCUCUGAUGGUGUUUCCUGCUUGGCAGGGGGUUGGACUCGAUGGCCCUUGUGGUCUCUUCCAACUCUAUGAUUCUAUGAUUCUAUGAUUCACUGUCCCUCAGAUCUUAUGGGGGCCAGACUUUUUUGGGGGGGGGAAUGAAUGAAUUUGUAUGCCCCACAAAUAACCCAGAGAUGCAUUUUAAAUAAAAGGACACAUUCUACUCAUGUAAAAACUCGCUGAUUCCCGGAUCAUCCGCAGGCCAGAUUUAGAAGGCGAUUGGGGCAGAUCCAGCCCCUGGGCCUUAGUUUGCCUAUCCAUGGAAUAGCAUAUUUGAGGCCUGGGUCUUUUAUUAGUGCCACCACCUGUUCUCCUAACUUAGGUUCUCAUAUUGCUCUAUUUGGACACGGAAUGCCCUGUGAUUUACUCUUCUUUCAUCUGUGACCAAUGCAGACCCAUUCCUUCUAGCCAGAAUCUGGGAAUGCUCUUCUUAUUUGCAUGUGUUCAGAAAGGGGACAGACUCACAGGAGUGAUUGCUUGUCUGAAAAGUAUAAUACAGGCAGCUGUCUUGGGAUUCAAUUUUGAAAAUAAUAGCACAUUCAAUACACUGGAUACAAGUCUCUCAAUGUGUUAGUCAAGUUAACUGCUAUAGUUGGCAUGUUGGAAUCCAGGGAUGUAUAAACUUUUAAUAUCUGCAGAGUAAUUCCAAUUUAUCCAGCAGUGAAUCUGCUAAAGCAAGAUGAAUGCAUAGUAUAGGAUAUUCAAGGAUGCCGUGUGCGAAGUAUUUGAAAUCAGCAAUGUAUGCAUUCAUUAUAUUCUAUUAAAUGAAUCUGGAUUUCUAUUUUUAAAGGGGCUAGACUUGAUAGAUCUUGCUCUUCUGUAAGAUAGCACAAAAAUACUGCUGUACUGUUCCUAGGGCAAUUCUCUGGAAGCAGUCUGUAUUACAAAAGAUAAGAAAAUUUAUUGCUAAGUCUCUGUGCAUCUGUAAAUGGCAUGGUUCUACUUCAUGCUUUCGCUGCAUGCUCUCUUGCAAGAGAUUCAGUCAAGAACUAACUAUAUAGUUAAGCUGAAAUACCUACCAUUAAAUUGAUCAGAUAGGUCACAACUGACUUUAUUGAUGAAUUAUAUGAAUAAAAUGAUAGGAAUGUUGCACUCCCCCACCAGAAACGGCAAUCAAACAUUUGUUCAGUUGAUUAGAGUAUCCUUGCUAGUGUGAGCACAAAUCAGCUACUGACUUUCUGUUGCUCUUCUGGCUCCAAUGUAAGAAUUGAAUCAGGCAUAUGUGAAAAGCCGUAAGGGAGGACAAAUAAACCUGUAUGUAUGUAGACAGGAAUGUAACAUAAGACUGUGAAAUAACACAGAGAUGAAGUCAAAAGAUGGAACUUCUGUAGAUUCCGUUUAGAUAUAUUUUCUUUCUCCCUCUCUUUCUCCACUCCAUCAAAUUUCCUGCCCACUAUUAUGCAGGCAGAGUUUAAUAAACCUGAUUCCUUAAGUGGCCUGUGUACCUCAGAAGAAGCCAUAUUUUUCAUUCUCUAGAGUGAUGUGUGGUCAAUGUUUUUAAUUUUUUUUAUAGAGUGGCAUUGUUGUGCUAGCUAAUGAUGCCAUUGCUUUCUACAUGGUGGGAGAAACUUGCUAGUAUUAUUCGAGAGAGUCUUCGUGUCUGCCACAUGGCCAAGUAUAGUGUCUAGAUGGGCUUAAGCUUUCUUGACUCAGGAGGAAGGCCCAUAAAAUAGCCAUACUUAGCCAAGACUCAGGAAGUAACAGAUCCCUUCUGAAUAAAGGAAAUUGGUCUUCAGCAUAUUUGGUUGCAACCAACACUGGUGCUCUGCCUGCGCAACAGAUUUUCACUCGUACAGUGGGACUUCCCUUUCCUCUUGAUUGCAGACACCACCACACCUCAAACCCUCAAUAUCUGUUAGGGAGAAGAUUAAGGGGGAUGCAAGGAGAGGAGGAGAAGGAGGAAAGUUCUGUUGUGUGCUCACGCAGUGUUGAAUAUAACCCAUUAUGUCCGUGUCUAAAUAUCACUCAAGAACAAGCAUGCAUGCAAAAAGAUGGUAACUUGUUGGUUAUGUAAUUCCAAGCAAGUAGUUUAUCCCUGCUUCACAAAAUACUAUUGAACUAGUAAAAGGUAAAGGUACUCCUGACCGUUAGGUCCUGUCGUGGACGACUCUAGGGCUGCGGUGCUCAUCUCGCUCUAUAGGCCAAGGGAGCUGGCGUUUGUCCUCAGACAGCUUCCGGGUCAUGUGGCCAGCAUGACUAAGCCGCUUCUGGUGAAGCAGAGCAGCACACGGAAACACCGUUUACCUUCCCGCUGGAGCGGUACCUAUUUAUCUACUUGUACUUUGAUGUGCUUUUGAACUGCUAGGUGGGUAGGAGCUGGGACCAAGAAACGGGAGCUCACCCUGUCGCGGGGAUUCGAACCGCCAACCUUCCGAUUGGCAAGCCCUAGACUCAGUGGUUUAGACCACAGCACCACCCGUGUCCCACCACUAUUGAACUAGGUCAUAUUUAAUAAGUAUGCUUACAUUUUUAUUAUCACUAAACAUACCUAGAAUUCAAUAUAACACCAAGGAGACAAAGCGACAAUCCCCUGUACUGAUUGUAAGCGGCUGGUCAGAAAUGUCAUAGCAGCUGCUGCCCCUGGUUCUGAAGUUUCAUGGCUCUUCAAUGGAGGAGAAUGUACUAUUGGAAGAGAAUGGGGUGGCACGGCAGGCAGAAUUUGGCCCGCAGGCCUUAAGUUCCCCUAUGCUGUACUAAAUCAUGCACUAUUCUGCUUCCCAGUACCUCUGCAAUUUCCACAAUACCUGUUGCAGAUUAUACCCCAACAUCUUACAUUUAUAUUUUGUGGAUGUACGGUAUAUUUUCCAUGCAGCAUAUCUUUAGCUCUCCAGCUGGUAGUCUCAUGGACAUAUAAGUAUUAUCUGUAUAAUCUUGACAUAGCAAAGCAGAUAGAAAGAUAAUGUGUAUGUAGAUUUGAAGAACUGGAUUGUAGAUUUAAAAAACAACAACCCAGGAAUAAAGUGUCUAGGCCACAUCUGCUUGUUAAAGCAAACACUCCAGUCUUUCCUACAGAAAGCAUUAGAGUAAUUUCAGAAGGUAGAUGUAUAGAUCAAGGAUGACAAUCAUUAUUUUAUGCCGUGUUAUUUUUGCUACCUGUUAUUCACAUGGAAAAACUAGCCUUUGAAGCUGUCACACGAAAGGCCAUGCAGGUCCCCAAAGACCCUUUUAUAUCCAAAACUGAAAAAGUCACUGUAAAAAAAAAAAAAGAAUGAGUGAACGUGUUGUUGGCCCUCCAAAAGAGAUGAGAUUUUGCAGAUCAACAAUGAGAGACUAAAAUGAGUGACAACUAUUUUAAAAAUGUUCAUUUUUGUUAAAAAAAGAAAACAGUGGUUCAGCCUGUUCUUCAUAUAGUCUGAAAAUUUAUUGCUUUACCAGGCAGGUUUUUAAUCUUGCCUAAAGACCAGAUGGCAGGACUGGAGAGGCUUUCACUCUCAAGAGACUUGGGUGAAACACGGGUGAAACUGGCUACCUUAUAUUCUCUUUCCCCCUGAAAUUUAAAUAUAUCCCUUUUGCUUAUUUUUUUCAUGCCCUUACAAACUACUGGCUUCAACAGAUGAAACAAUCUGAGAACUAUGUUUAGCAUCCUUCAUGCAACUAAGAACUGAGAAUGUGAGUUCUUUCCCCCACUUUGUUCUUUCUUCCUCAAACUAAUCAAUUGCAGCAUGCUGAAACAACUGCCACUGUUUUUAGCAAAGCAAUACACAGUCCAUAAAUAGGUACUGUAAAAAGAUAAAAUUCACUUUCCUAAAUUUGUUUCUGCACAGAAUGAGUGGCCUCAUGCCUGUAGAUUUACAUACUGCAUGCUUGCGAAAGUGGGGACUGUCAAGUGACAUUAAUGAAACCUCAAAAUAUAAAUGCAAAAUAAAAUUUUGAUGGAUUUUAGUAGCUUUCUAUAUUGCAGAAGAAUGUACUGCAGUUGGCUCAUGGUAUCAGGGCCUCAGAGUCACACAGACUGGCUAUUGUCAAUAGGAAAGAAAUAUAUUUCCUCUUUUUCAAAAUCCAGAAUAACAACAAGAUAUAUACCAGGCUUCCUCAGUGUUGGCCGUCCAGAUGUUUUUGGCCUACAACUCCCAUGAACCCUACUAGCAGGACCAGUGGUCAGGGAUGAUGGGAAUUGUAGUCUCAAAACAUCUGCAGGGCCAAGGUUGAGGAAGCCUGAUCUAUAUAUUAGGCAAACAGCUUGCACUUACAGUCCUAGUAAGGUUAGCUCAGAGAUGUAGAACCUGUGGCCCUCCAGAUGUUGUUGGAGCCCAUCAGCCUCAUACAGCAUAGUUUAAUAGUCAGCAGUCAUGGGAGUUGUAGUCCAACAAUGAAUGGAGAGUCCUGGGUUCCUUAUCUGCAGGGUAGCUGAAUAGGGUGUUCCGAUUCAUAUCUUUUUUGCAGCCAUUUCUUGCUCUCUCAUGAUAACUGUUGUUUUUUUAUGGCCUGCUUAAAAACUUAAGAGAUAACACAUUUUAUGAUUUGCUGCAUGCAUGAACUGUUAAAUAAAACGUUCGUUUGUAUCCUAAGUGUCAGUGCCUGCACACUUGAAACUUUGAAGUUUAAGUUCUGUAUUGGUCUGGCCCAUAAGUAUUCGUUGGUAAGGCUAAGACCAGUAAAAUAGCAAAUGGGUUUAGAGUCUGUUUUUAGUUAACCUCAUCACUUUUAACACAGCAAUAUGUGCAUAUGUACCACAGGCUUUGUAUGGAAGAACAAAACCCGGGAGGGUAUGCUGGAAAAGUGUAACUCAUGAAAUAGCUGGACACGGAAAACCUUGAAAAGAGCUCUCUGCUUCUGAAGAAUGGUAUAGAGGCAAAUUUGUGCAAUGAUAUAUAUAUAAAGAAAAGCAGGAAAAGUGCUGGGAGGUAGAGUGGUUCUAUGAGCUGUGGCUUAAGGCCCGUAUUUUUCGCUCUACAAGACACACCAGACCAUAAGACGCACCUAGUUUUUGGAGGAGGAAAACAAGGAAAAAAAUAUUCUGAAUCUCAGAAGCCAGAACAACAAGAAGGAUCGCUGCGCAGCGAAAGCAGCAAUCCCUCUUGCUGUUCUGGCUUCUGGGAUAGCUGCGCAGCCUGCAUUCGCUCCAUAAGACACACACACAUUUCCCCUUACUUUUUAGGAGGGAAAAAGUGAGUCUUACAGAGCAUAAAUACAGUAUGUUACAUUGGCCAGACAGAUGCUUCCAAAAAGCGCAUCCCUGUAUAAUGUUCUCUGAUACAGAUCUAUGCACAAGUUACAACAUUGUACAAGUACUUAUACUUUUUUUAGGGGAGAGGGCUCUGUCAUAAUGGGAAAUUCUUCUUCUCUGACUGUGGGUAACUUAUAAAUACCCACUUACCUGAUACCUACAAAGUAACCUAUGUGUUUUGCCUAACAUUGGAGACAGGUCAAGAGAAUGGUAUAUAAGUAUACAGAGAUGGGGAAUCAGCCAUUGUGUAUUUCUCCCCCACCCCCCUAAAGGCUGUGGUGCAGCCUGAAAUCUCCAUAGCACCCACAAUCUAUGUAGUUUGAAUGUCUGCCACCUUCUUCAUAUUCCACCUUAACACUCUUUCAAGAUGACUUCACAUCAUCCAGCUUUUCUUCUCCAUCCCUUUGCUUUGCUUAUUUCGCCUGACGAGGAGUUCUUGCAGAAGUGCACUUAAAAUAUGUAUAUGCCUCCAACCCUCCAAUAUCUAAAAUGUACUGAAUUUUUCUGCUCUGGAGAGAAGCGGCAACAUAGAACCCUUAUCCUUUUUCUGACUAUGUUUCAUAGUAGCUACAGGAACUCCCAAUUUUUGUUUCUGUUUCAUUUAGUUGCAAUGCAAUUUUUUUAAAAAAGCAUCAUUAAUUUUCCCAUUGUGAAACACUGAUGUUAGCUAAAAUAGUGAAAUUUUUCUAAGGUUAUUUUGCUGCCAUUGUUUCCUGGUUGCUCACAGACUGCAUUUUAAAUCCUUCCAUAAACAUAUUAAUGGAAGGUUGUGCAACAAAGGUAUCAGUAGCAUUGCAGUCUUUCACAGGAAGUGAUGAAUCACUGAUACUCUUGCUGUUCAUAUUUAUAGUCAUGCACCUGCUUCCUUGAGUCAAUAUGCAGUCUGAAGAAUGGCACUUAUUUCAGAUAUGUGCUCAUGGUGGAAUGGACCAUGCUGCAAAUGGCUGAAAUAUUUACAGGAGUGUUUUGUAAGAUGAAGUGCUUUUUGAAAUAGAAGGAAAGGUGGCUAGAUUAUCACAACAACUGAGAUUUUAAAUAACAAAGCUGCCCAGAUAUUAUUUUGCGCAGACGAAAAGGAAAGCUUUUCUUCCUUCUACCUUCUGAGUAAAAGAGACAUUAAUUUAGAUGGGGAAAGUAAAGAUUAAGGUGUAUCUGGAAUUCUCUUAUUUGCAGUAGGUGAUUGGGUGUGGUGAUCUAAUGCUUCUAGUAUUCUUCAGCUUAUACUUGGCAUUUAGGUAACUGCGGCCUGGUAGUCAUUUAAGACUUGUGGACAUGUAUUUUUUAUUAUAAUUACUAAAAACCUAUGUGGAGAUUUGCGGGUUGUACUUUAGUUGUACUAAAGUAACCAUGGUGGGUCCAGGAUGCCAGGGGGAUUGCCUCCUCUUGUACCAACCUACCUACUUCCCUAAUAUGAGAUGGAGAGGCCCUUAUCUGUGUCCCAUCUAGGAUGAAAGCGUGGUUGGUGGUGGCAUGGGAUAGAGCCCUUUAGUGGCUCCCACCAUCAUUGUGGAACUGUCAGGAUUCAGCCCUUACCAGCCCAUAAACCUGAGGUCUCCUCAGAAGAGGAGCAGAGGAUACGGUGAACCAGGUAGGAACUUCAGAGCUGCAUCAAGCAUGGAUGGACUAGUUGGAUGCAAGGCUACUUGAGAAACCGAGGAAGCACCUGCUCAGAUCAGGGCUGGCUGAGAGCUGGGAAGGGGCAGAGCUUCCAGAUCCUGUAGAAGCUCCCAGUCUGAGAUGAUUCAUUGUGGAGGCAAUAGUUCUUAUUCAAACUCCAUCCUGCCUGACCUGGGGAAUAUGGACAGGGCACUUUGCCUUGAGAAGACUAGAUGUACCCCAGUUACCUAUGGCUUUUUAAAAUGGCAAUUAUUUUUCUAAACCUGAAUCCAAUCCUUAGCAGGAGAUUUGCAGGACAGACAGCCAAAUCAUAUGGAGAGGCUAUUGUCCCUACUUCCUAUAGGAAGCAAUAAGGUCAGUCCCUCAGUAGCCUUUGCUAUUGAUGUCAGCCUGUGACCCCUGUUCCUAUGUAGUGAUGCCUAGAGUUAUACUAGGUGACCAGUAUAAUAAGUUUGCUAUGCCCUCACGCCUGCCUUUGCUUACAAAUGGCAACACAUUUGGGAUUUUAAAAUAGAAAGCUGCCACUUAUACAAUGGCAUUUGAGGUUUUAUGGAAUAUUUGACAGCAUUUUACAAUGUUCAAAUAAUAAGCAGUCAGUUUAUGUCAACUAAGUAGCAUGGCAACCAUUUUAUAAAAAUAUACAUGUUUUUACAGAUAAAUAUGUGAGCAGGGCUGCCUUACAGUUUGAAAUACCAGCGGUAGAAUGAUUAAUUUGAUGGUUCUUAUGACAGCAUUCUUAUCAGUGCAUCCUGAUGGCAACUGUCGAAAGGGUGUAAGUGUGAGUGAGUGUGUGUUAGGGAUGAAUUCUUCUAUUCCAAUCUGUGUCAGAUCUGCCUGUGCUCAUCCAUAAACCCAUUCUGUCCAUUUCUGAAUUAAUAUAUGGAAUCUGCAGGGGAAUGUGGGUUUUACACACAUUUUGACACUUUUUGAAGCCAAGAUCUGUGUUACAAAACUUGGAGAAGUGCAAAACCCCUAGGAUAAUUGUGUGAUGAUUUACACAUUAGUCUGGGAGGUGUUGAUCAGGUUAGUCCGCAUUGGAAUUCAGAGAAAUCAAAUUCCUCUAGAACCCUUUGUGGUACAUUUAGAGUAAAUGAACACUGUGUUAAUUUCAAGAGCACUGGUUAGUUCCUUACAGCCUAACUAUAAAACAUUCUUCAGAAGUUCGUUGCAUUCAUCAAAAUGGUGCUUAUCUUCUAGGGAACAUACUUUAAAUCAGUGGCCCAUUCAUUCAGCAGGUACGCUGUUCUUCGUCUUGCUUAAGUGCAUCAUAAAGUAAGAGGUCCUUGUUGAUUUCAGUGGGAUUUAAGAUGCUUCUGGAUUUCACCCAAUAUUUUUUAGAUGGUUAGAUGCCACACAGUGCUUUGUGAAAGCAUGUGGGACGCCACAGCCUUGCACGUUCAUUUUCAGCCUUUAUUUCACGCACACCUUUUUAUCUGAGUUAAUGUUUCAUAUUUAUUAUUUUAUUUUUUUCCAUUAAUCUCUUCCUCUUCAGGUGCAAUCUAGCUCCCGUGGUGGAGUAUGCUGCCGAUGUGGGGACUAAAUCAGAUUUUAUUACCAUGAACCCAUCAGUUGUACAAAGAGCAUUUGGAGGCUUUCGGAAUGAGAGUGACAGAGAGAAAUUUGUGCAUAGGCUAUCCAUGCUGAAUGACAGUGUCCUUUGGAUCCCUGCUUUCAUGGUCAAAGGCGGAGAGAAGCAUGUGGAGUGGGUUAAUGCAUUAAUCCUUAAGAAUAAAUUGAAAGUGCGAACUGCCUAUCCAUCACUGAGACUUAUUCAUGCUGUCAGAGGGUAAGUGUCUGGAAAAGACUGGCCUGUCCUUGGCACAAUAGAACUCAUAACUAAAAUUUUCACUAGAGUGAAAGAAUAGCACUGGAAAGGUUUAUGAUAAUUCUGUUCUUACCACAAUGGAGUAUGCUUUCGAUAAAGUCAUGCUUGUUUGCCUGAAAACGUUUCCCACUCAUUUAGUCCAGGCAGAGGCAAACAUUGGCAAUGAUUUGAUUUGGUGACCUCCCUUUCCUCUUUUUAUGGGACAGAGCCACUUUAUGAGGAAUUAUUUGAAACCUUCUAAUUUAUAACAGAACCAGCUAAUCCCAAUAUUAAACACUCUUAUUUGAAAGUUGUGUUUCUGUCCUCCAGCUGUAUGCGUUAAAUUUCUUUUUCUGAAAAAGGCCUUUAGUAGCUAUAAUUCUUCUGUACAAUCAAGAAAAUGGAUAAGCUUAACAGGCCAGACAUGGAAUACCUCUUCGUGAUUUGUUUUUCUCUCAAUCCUUCUUGUACCUCUUUUUAAAUCCUCCCCAAAAGUUUCUGUGUCAAUUUAGAAAAUAUAGACAAAGUUGCUAUUCUAAUUUCAGCUUACCUAAUUGUGUAAAAAUCAUGUCUAGCUCCUAUUGCCCUAGUUCCUCUGUUUAUGCAUUAAGAAUUGCAUUAGUCACUUUGUCACAAAAGUCGAAUUCUUGUCUGUUGUGAUGUAUUAAGUCUUCCUUAGAGACACUUCUUUCUAGGAUUUAUUUAUUCAUUGUGCUGCAUUGCUGUGCUGUGUGUUUUCCUGUUUCGCUUUUUCCUCUUUUCUUUUUUAAAAAAUGGUAUCAUAGCAUAUUUGUGGCUAGAAUUAGCAGGUUUUUCAGUCCAUUAAGCAUUGCUUGCUUAUUAAAUGGGAGAUACCCUGUGGAUUGAAGAUGCUUUAUGAAAUGAUAGGAUUUUCAUACUGAACUUGCUGUCAGUAUAUGUGCCCUAUGCAAAUUUAACUGUCAAGUAUGUAGUGGGUUGGAUGCAGAGAAAUGCAUGCAUAAGAAACUGGAAGAAGCAAACUUUAAUACCCCUCCUCCCUGGCAGAAAACCUCCCCCAUGAGCUGUGGCACAGGGGUCUGAGAGAGCAGAGAAUAUCUGAAAACAGAGGUUGCCCUCAGCCAUUUUUUUUUCAUAACCCCUCUUUUUCCUCUCGGCCCACUGCUUUAUUCCAUCCAGCAAUGUCCCCUGAUCCCCUGGGAAGCCUUCUCCAAGAGCCUCUGGUGGAGAAGGUCCUAUUAAGCACACAUUUCUCUGGAUCCAACAGAAUAUUCUCUUCACUGAUAGAACGUUUGAAUAUUAAUCUAAUCCAGGCGGUGACCAUAUUGUGCGGGGGUUCCAUUUCCAGUCCCUGUGCAUGUCGGGUGUGUUCAUAAGCCUGUCCCAUUCCACCCCCAUUCUGCCCUCUUCCAAGUCCAAAAUAACUCACGUGUUGGCGAUCGCAUGUCAAUUGGAUGCACCUGAAAUGUUCACCGCUUGUAUAAAAGGGUAAAGGGACCCCUGACCAUUAGGUCCAGUCAUGACCGACUCUGGGGUUGCGGCACUCAUCUCGCUUUAUUGGCUGAUGGAGCCGGCGUACAGCUUCCGGGUCAUGUGGCCAGCAUGACUAAGCCGCUUCUGGCGAACCAGAGCAGCGCACCGAAAUGCCGUCUACCUUCUCGGUGGAGCGGUACCUAUUUAUCUACUUGCACUUCGAGUUGUCGAACUGCUAGGUUGGCAGGAGCAGGGACCAAGCAACGGGAGUUCACCCCGUUGCGGGGAUUCGAACCGCCGACCUUCUGAUCGGCAAGUCCUAGGCUCUGUGGUUUAACCCACAGCGCCACCCGCAUCCCAUCACCAUUUGUAUAGAUCAGCUUUUAAAUCUCAUUCAAAACAUUGUAUCAAUUUGGAGAUUGACUUGGCUCUGCCACCAAAGUUAGAAGCUUCCACAUGCCCAUUGCUGGAAACGGCAGGACAGGAGAGUGUUCUUGGGCUGGAGUCCUGCUUGCAGGUUUUCCAUAAGAAUCUGGGUGGCCGCUAUGAGAGAGAAUGCUGGACUAGAAUGGCCAUUGGCCUGAUCCAACGGGCUCUUCUAUGUACCCCAUUAAAACCAUUUUAAAUAUGUACCAGAAGGUUUUGUCCAUUUUGCAAGUGUACCUGAUAUUGUUAUGAUGGGGCUCUUUCUUAUAUCCGCAUACGUUCACAAGUCAUUUCAAAAUUUUAAGUAUAUUACACAAGCACAGCUAACAAUCAAAUGAACAAUCUUUCUGGAAAAAAAUAGCUCUAAUGCAGUAAAUGGUUUUUUUAAAAAAAUGAAAUAAUCUAGAAACAAAUCAAGCAUACAUUAACUUCCACAGAGAACUCUCCUUUCAGCUUUUCUGUCAUCUUCCCCAGUCUAUAGUUACCCACAAGCAAACAAACAAAACCCUUCAUAUUUUUCCUGUGAGAGUAUCGAUAGAAGUUCAACUUCUUUCCGCUCGGAUAGGGAUUGAGUGUGGGAGAAGGAUUUGAUUCAGUUCUCAUUUAAAGGUAAACCUGCUUAAUUUCCAAAACAUUGCAUGAACUGAAAUACAGCCAUCCUUUGAAAUGGCUGUACAGUGUCUACAAAAAUGCCUAUGUGAGGGUAAAGUGUGCAAAAAAAUGCAUAUAUUCAUGAAAAUGACAUACCAGAAUGCAUUCUAUCUGGAGAAGUAGCUUUGCAAAAAUGUGUGGAUUUGGAGAAAUUUGUACUAAUUAAUUUUCACGGCAGCUGACAUGGAAAUGGGGAGAACUGAACAAAAGAUUAGAGAAAUGAGCAACUUAGAGAAACCACAAUUGACAGAUUCUCUCAUCCCUGUUCUUGAUAACACAUGCUGGCAAUAUUUGCAUUAUACUUACAUCCAAGGAAAGACUGCACUCAGAAGCAGAGAGUAGAGCCAAACAUCUGAAUGCCUUUUCCAAUUGUUCUCUGUGUGACUUUUCUCACAAGUAGUUGAAAGGAUUCAAAUGCAGGCCCUGUUUUAAAAGGCUGGGGUUUUUACUCAGCUGUAAUGUUUAAGCCAGUCUUUUAAAUUCAACUUUCCCCAUCUUCAGAUCUUCCCAAGAAGAAAAACUGUGACAUUCCACGCAGCAACAUGAAUGAUCUUUUCACUCUAGCAUCUGAACAUUUUUCAGCAGCACUUUUCUGGGGCCCUUGCUCCCCAUAGCUUUGUUGAUUACUCUGUUAAAUAAGCUCAUAUCACCUGUUAGUUACAGAGGUAGAGAGUUGCCACCAUUAUACCUGGUAGGACUCCUGUGGAGCUGCACAAAAAUUGAGACAAAAAACCAGAAAUGAAACAGUUGCGGGGGUUUUGGGUUUUUAAAAGUCUGGUUCAAAGAUGUAGUGAUGGAAGAAACCUAUACAUGAAAUUCUGUAUGUCAUGCAGUUAUUUUGUUUGCUGUUGGAUUGUUAGGGGAGAAUUUAAGACCAUCAGAGCCAUUUAUGGGGGAGGAAUACAUCAAACAACAAAGCAGACAGGCUUUCAGAAUUAAAAAUCAGGAUUAAAAACUAAAAAGCAAGGAUCUUUGCCUCCUUCUGAAAGGAAAGGAAAUCUGCAGUUCUAUGAUUCUAUAAUUCUUGGGAGAGUCAUGGUGUUCCAUUGGAACAGGUCCUGUACUUGCUUCAAUUUCAGUUGUGAAGGGACCAUAGGGGGCCAUUUGAGGAUGGUCUUAAUUCAGAGAUGCUUGCAAAGUUUUCGUGAGCCAGGUUUAGGGAAGUCUUUUAGGAACUCAUAAAAAGCAUGCUCCAAAGGCAAGGCGAGCUUUACUGACAUUAUUCUGUUUGGAUGAAAAUCCAUGGCAGAAAAGAUGGGCCCAGCUUCCCUGGCUGACGAAUGCUUUCCAUGGCCAGAAGAGAAUUGUCUCCUGGCUGAGCAAAGCUUUAUCAGCCAGGCAUCAUGGCAGCAAAAGAUCCAGUUGAAAAUAGUUUUGGCAUGCUGAAUAUUCGGCUGCCAGAACCUCUACCAGCCACUUACUUCAUUACUGUUUAAUGUGAUGGAACAAGGUUGCUCCAUCCCAUUAAAUAUUACCAGAAUCAAGAAGUACAGGGGCAUUAGAGAGAGAGUAGGGAAGCCAAACCUUCAUGAAGGACCUGCAUAGGUUGGUGUUACCAUUUUGGGACUUGUGUCCCUGCCCCUCUUUUUCCCAGCCUUCUCUGAUGUACUGAGUUCACUAAUUAAGUGUUUAUGCCACCAGAUGAACCCACAAAGACCUAUAUUUUCCUAGCUAAGCAGAGGGAAAGUGUCUCUUUAACUUCUUGUUUAAAAGCAGUGACGGGGCACACCAGCAGAGCUCAUCUGGCAGGGCUGCUUGGGUAUCUGUUAAACCCUGCCGUUGCCAUCUCCCUGUCCCAGUUCUGUCCAUGUAAGUUGUAGCAAUGCCUAUGUGAGGAGUGCAGUCUCACAUCUUUGCCCCAUCACACCAGCUGCUGCUGAAAAGUAGGCCUUUUCUGAUAUGGUGCUAUAGGAAAAGAAUGCAGUGACUAGAAAAACUGAGAAACCUGCUGGCUCUGAUUGGGAACAAUUCUCUUUUUUUGUAUUAUUUUUUAUUCAUUUUACAAUACAAAAAUAUAAAAACACAUAACACAAUUUUUCACAAAUACAUUUUUUGGAGUUCCCUCAGCUCUUCUGCAAAUCCUCCGUUUUAGUCCUUCUUCCGCGUUUCUUAAUCUAAUAUUGCCUAUUAUUAAAAACCUCCUCCCUCUUGUUCCCUUUUUUACAAUAUUUCUGAUAUUAUUUUCACAGAGCCUCUUGCAAACCUACAAACGUUAAUUGUUCAUCGCAAAUACUUUUCAAAUAGUCUACAAAUUUACUCCAGUCUUCAGUGAAUCUGUGGUCUCGUAGGCCUCGGAUCCUUCCUGUUAGUUUAUCAAGUUCUGCGUAUUCCAUUAACUUCAUUCUCCAUUCUUCCAUCGACGGUAAUUCUUCCUGUUUCCAUUUUUGGGCUAGCAGUAUUCUUGCCGCUUGCUGUUACUGUGUAUAGAAAAAGCUUGUCGUCUUUUCUGUUUAUUUCAUUUCCUACCAUUCCUAAGAAAAAUGCUUCUGAUUGGGAACAAUUCAUGGAGUUGAUACUACAGUUGGGUAUAAAUGAUGCUGGGUCAACAUGGCUUUCGUUGAGGCAGUUCCCUUUUCCUAAUUGGACAUAUUUAGUAUUUUUAGUGUCAUAUUUAGCAGAGUGUACAACAGGACUUUUCAGAAAUAAUGUUGCCUAGAAGAAAAUAUAUGAGUAUUAUGUGGUUGUUAAAAUUUAGAAAAAUGUAAUAUUUUAAAUGAAAUUGUACAUUUUGUGUGUGUGUGUGUGUGUGUGUGUGUGUGUGUGUGUAUCCUCUUCUCUUGUUAUGGAAACCUUUAACAACAACAACAACAACAACCUUUAUAAUUGAUCUGCACUCAUCCGUAAGAGCUUAGAAGUGCAAAACAUAUUAAGCUAUGCUGACUUUAAAGAAUAUUUAAAUCAAAUGAUAUUAUAUGAGUCUUGGAUUCUUGGGUACCACACUUUCUGUGGGCAGAACAGUAAGAACAAACUGGAAAGUACUACAUACAUAUUGCCCUGACCACAAAAAUAAUGGAACUUGAAAAUUGUAUGGCCUAGGGGAAACUGUUUCAGAAAAUGUUGCAAAUCCCUAUUCAUUUGUUAAGCCUUUCCUCUCCCCAUUGGAAGAAAGUAGGUGUGUGUGUGAGAGAGAGAGAGAAGCAGAGGGUGGGGGUGUGUGCGCGCGCUUCAUGCUGGGUUGAGAAUUUCCUCUGGGAUGCAAUGCCUGAACAGGCACAGUGUUGUGUUGUAUUCUAUUAUGAAUCAAGCCUCGUAUGCACUUAAUAUGAUCUGUGCACGUCAAAGCAAUCUUGCUCUUCCGACAAAAGGGAGUGAUAUUGUUGUCGGCUUCAGCUGCUAUUGAGCACAGCAAGAUCUUGAAAACAUGAGCCAUUAAGUUACUAUCUAAUAAGCAAAUUAUGGCAAAUUAAGGAAUGCAAAUUUAGCAGAGGCAUAAGAAAAGAGUACAAUGGGGAACUGAAGAUUGCUGCUAGGCGGUGUGUGUGUGUGUAAGAGUCAGGAAAUAGCAACAUACUCACUGAGGCCUUGCCUUUUAAUUGAAGAAGGGAGGAAGCGGUGAAAAAGCUUCUUAUGAUGUUCCCAUUAGAUAAUACCAGUUAUCACUGGCUGCGCGACAACACCAAGAGGAGAUAAUGUGGGUGCUACUGUUGAAACUAACGGCGUUCCGUGUGCUGCACUGGCUCGCCAGAUGCAGCUUGUCACACUGGCCACGUGACCCGGAAGUGUCUUCAGACAGCACUGGCCCCCAGCCUCUUAAGUGAGAUGGGCGCACAACCCUAGAGUCUGGCAAGACUGGCCCGUACGGGCAGGGGUACCUUUACUGUUGAAACACAGAUGAAUUUGAUUUGUGGGAAAUACGAACCUAUGGAAGUUAGUCUAAUGUAUAUACUCUUAGACCACCCAUCACCAUGCCCAGUUAGUAGAUGGCUCUGCGUACUAUGGGAGGAAGGAGGUGCAGAUAAGACUAGAAGAGCCAUAGCUCCAUGGUAGAGUGCACACUUUGCAUUCAGAAAGCCCCCAGCUUCUUCCAUUAAAGCAGGAGUGGCUAAUAUUGCUGUAUCCCAACUCACAACAUUCCCAGACAGCAUGACCAGUAGUAGGAAUUACUGUUGCUUUUCCAAAGCCAUCACUUCACCAUUGGAGGCAGUGUUAGAAACUGAGAUAUGAAAGGCUAGGAGCUAAAUGGGACCUUAAACCUAGGUUGCACAUAAAGGCCACAAUCCAGCCCACCCCCCUGUGAAAGACACAAUGACACAUGAUUUAAGUUUAAACGUUAAUGGGCAAAAUUUGGCCACAACUUUAUUGAUUACAGAAUGUGAGCUGUGUUGGCUUAGGCAUUGGCAUCCAAACUAUAACUGACUCCUGCCCGCCUUGCAGGGAGACUGGUAAGGGUAACCACCCAAAGAGGGAGCUCGGUCGAUGGCAAUCAACUUGAGCUCUACCCUGGGGCUCCCGGUGGGACGUGGCAUGGACCUCACCCCUCUGUGGGCUUCAGAUGAAAUCCAGACCCCCGGAUUCCUUUAACGGAAUACCCUUGAUCAUGGAGGGACAGGUGAUGGCUGCACCUCCCCUCCCCCCCACACCACUAAUCCAAUGCCUAACUGCCACACGAGCCACUCGCUCACCCCCAAUACCUCACACCUGCCAGAUAUGAAUGCUAGGAGCUAAUGGCACCUUAAACCUAAGUUAUGGGCGCAACAACAGAAUGUCCAGGCACGCUUUUUUAAUAACAAUAAUACAAAGCUGAAAAUGAAUGAACUGCAGCCAAAAUAUUAUGUUCAUUUUUCACAUGGUCUAGUCCUUCCCCUGCCCACUCCCCUAAUAUUCUUAAGAGGGUCUCUCCUCCAGUCUUCAGAGAGUAGCUGGAAGUGGGGAGGCAGAAAAAGGUCCUCCUUUCCUACCACUCUGCAGUUAUAAUCUGAAAUCUUAGGCGCAGUACUGCGCCCAGAGCUCAGAAACUGCUCGCGCUAAUGAAAUUUCCUGUCGCAAAAUGCACCUAGAACACUGGCAGUUUCGAACACUGAUUGGAGGUGCUUAGUCCAUAAACCAUGGGAGCUGUCCCAUAGCAAAGGUACUAGCAUAGACAGUAUUGCAUAUUUAUAGACAGCAUUGGGGAGACGUUGUUGGUGAUGCUGGGACACCUUGGGCCUGUUCUUCCUACAAAUCAAAAGCACUCUAGUCUUACCUCGUUGAUCGCUGAAGGGAUGAAGUUUAGGCUUUGGGAAAACAAAUCCCCUCAGGUCCAUACAUGCCUGCCCUGGGCAUGGACACAGCUGCCACUACCUCUUCCAGCCCAGGCUUUGUGGAAGAGGGUUCCCAAGUGAAUGACUGGUAAUGUCACUUGCCUGUUCAAGCUUAAGAAAACCCUGAGCUAGAUAAUAGUUGCAGUAGUGGUAGCAGUGCCUGCUGGAUCUCUGUGUUUGUGGCACAGUGGAAAAGGAACACAGGGCUGCUCUGCAAAUGACUGAGUAGUAAAGCAAACAAAGGGAGCAAAAGGAUGGGUGAUUAACAAAGCGGAGAGUCUAUGCCAGCCGGAAAAUGCGUGAAGCCCCUCAUUGGGUAAAAGUUGGGUAAAAGAACAAAGGCCUGUGGCAGAGUUCCAGGACUGCAGUUUGUCCUUGGAAAAAUGUUAAGUCAGUUUGGAGUAAGCUCAGCAGUUUAUAAUUUUAUGGAGGGAAAUAAAGAUGUAAGAUUGCUGCAGUUUAAACAUCAAGUGGCCACACCCCAAUGAUGCAGGUGCCAUCCCUCCACACUCCAGCUGGGUCACUAGGUGGUCCUGGAUGUCCUCCCACAACACUGCCCCUCAGGGAAGGGGAGCAGACAUGUAAGAUUGAUUUGGUUAAACUAGAAUAUGUAGCCAUAAUCAAAGGAAACCAUGGAAGGAUGGAUGGGAAGUCAAUUAAUUGUAUUUUUUUCCCUCCUUUUUUGUGCUUAUUUCUUUCUUUGUUUUUUCUUUCUGUAUUUACCAAUCAAUAAAUUUAAGUUAUAGCAUUAAAAAAAGCAUUGCAGUUUUCCCUGGUGUGCUCUAGAGGAAAGGUUAGAAGUUAACCUGUGAGCAGGAGAGCAGGGCAGACUGCUAGGCAACAGACAGGACUGUGCCUAUGGGAAAAGCGAGAUCUUCUUGGAGUGUAAAGCUGGGAGCAGGUUCAGGCUGUGUACAGUGGUACCUCGGGUUAAGAACUUAAUUUGUUCCGGAGGUCCGUUCUUAACCUGAAACUGUUCUUAACCUGGGGUACCACUUUAGCUAAUGGGGCCUUGUGCCGCUGCCGCGCAAUUUCUGUUCUCAUCCUGAGGUAAAGUUCUUAACCCAAGGCACUAUUUCUGGGUUAGUGGAGUCUGUAACUUGAAGCGUCUGUAACCAGAAGCGUCUGUAUCCCGAGGUACCACUGUAUAUGUGCAAAUAAACCAUAUAUCAUAAAGAUACCACAUUUGUGUGCCAUUUCCAAAGGAAACAUGAACCCCUGAGCAAACGCCUGGAACUCUCUGGAAUCACACACUGCAGUGGAGAUUGUGGGUGGCGUGUAACAAUAUAUAGUAGACUGUACAGUACUUAGAUUUUAAAAAAAAAUUAAGCAGUAUAUAAAUGCUUUUGAAUGCAUACAUACAUAUAUACAUCCACUCCCGGUGCUGUAGAUCACAUCACCAAGUGUAGGCUAAGAGGCAGGCUAGCAGUAUUAUCACCUAUGGCCCAAAGAUCAGGAAAGUCCUUGAAUGUUGAAGGAACUUGUCUCCAAUACCACCAAGAUAGCAGGUGGGUAAUCAUAUCAUUUCUAAUGACGUCCUGAUGAUACAACAAUUGCCACUUUAGUAGCAAUGUUGUCCUAACAUGUAAGACAUACCCUCAUAAAAUAAUAUAUUUUAUCUGGAAGGUAAAGGAAAGCUUCCCUUUUUAACAUUUGCAAACAGUUUAUUUCAUUCUGAUCCAUAUUAGCAGCCAGGCACUGCCUUGUGUUUUAUUUAAAACAGGAACAUUUGCAUAGAACAUCCAUUUACAAAGAGUGUUGUUGUUUUUUAAUUAGAUUUUAAUGAUGAGGCUGUUAGUCAGCAAAGUCACAGAGGCUGUUAUGGCACUUUUUAAUACAUAGAAAUGAAUCCAGUGUCAUAUUUUUUAAAAAUAAUAAUAAUGCAGGAAUAUUUCUUUUUAAGCUCUACCAGAGGCACAUCAUAAGGAACAUCUCCUCAAGUAGCAACCUGAACUCAAAUCGAUAUAAUCUGAGUAGGGAACACAUAAACAGGACAGUAUUAUAUUUAAUAGCCUAAGUGAGUCCAUUAAACUGUUUUGGAGUAAAGGAAUAUUUAUCUCCGAUAGUAACAUGUCCCUUUGUGCCUGUCUAACAGACUCUUGUUUUACCUUCUGAAAAACACAACUGCUUAGUAGAUACUCUGGAAAAGAAAAGAAUUCUUUUUUCACCCUGUCUUUAUAUAACAUUUUAUUAUGAGUUCUAUCUCUAAAAACUGCCUGAACACACACAAUUGAAUUGUUUAUUAUUUAUAUCACAGUAAUGUCAAAGUUUCCAGCUGAGCAUAUGGCCCCAUUGUUCUACUUUUUGUAGAAAAUACAGCUCAGGAUAUUAGUGGCAUGCAGUCAAAGCAUGAAAAUUUCAAUGUCAGCAACCUUUUAUAUUCAGAUUAUUUUUCAUCCACUUCUGUAUCUAGAGCUCUUUGGUGUGACCUUGAGUUGACUUACUGUAGCUUGAAGUUUGGAGCCCUUUUUUGGCUGAAAAGUGAUAUACAAAUAAAUUGGAAAAAUAAUUUAUUUGAUUUGAUUUGAUUUGAUUUGAUUUGAUUUCAUCAAUUCUUGAUACUAGCACAUGAUGGAGCAUACAGUAUCAUUAAAACAACCAGAAAAAUCUGUUCAAACAAAUAACAAAUCAGAUAAAGCAUGUGAAAUUGGUAUAGAUAUAUAACAUUUAAAAUAAAAAAAUACAUAAUGAAACACCAAUUUACAGCUUAAACAUCAGGUGCCCUCCAUAAAAGCUGUCACCAAAAGGCAAGUCGGGCUGACUCUAGCCUUUCUGCAAUGAGGAGGGAAUUCUGCAACCAAGGGGCCACCAUGGAAAAGAACCUGUUUUAUGUUGCUGCACCAUGAUAUAUUUUAAUAGUAAAUGUUUAUCUGAAACAAUCUCUUUGUUUAACUUUAAGUUAUGUACCUCUCCUGAUUAGAAAGAUCAAUAGUUUAUGCCCAGUAAACUAUUUUGCAGACAAAUAAACACAGUUUCUUGUAACUAUUGUACUGCAAUAAAUGCUGUGUGUUCAUUCCCUUUUUUUUUUUUUUUUGGCAUCAGAGCUGUGCUCUAGAUAACUGCGCAACGUAUUUGUGCAUUGUUUCUAAAUAGUUUUUGCAAAAUUUUGUUACAUAAUUGUGGGUACAUUGUUGAAAACAUAAUUGGGAUAAUCAGUGCACUGCAGUGUUCAUUAACAGUUGAAAGCAGUUGCUGAAAGGUGACAUUAAAAUUAUUACUUUCUGCAUCUAGACUUCAGUGUCAGGUUAAUUGCAAAGUCAUUCCAGUUUCCAGGAUAGAAAUGUAACAGUGAAACAUAAGAGGAAUUUGAUGGAUGUUUUUAGGGACAUGAAAUGCAUUGCAGCCAGACUUCCUUGAAUGUAGAUCUCCUAGCCGAAUUCAGUGGAAAGAACAUAACAUAUAUGUAUAGUAGUAUCCCUUAAUACUCCACAGCUUUCCAUAACGAGACAGCUUGCCUUGAGCCAGGGAUCUCAGACACAGUGGUGUAGUGUGGAUUGCUGGCACCCGGGGCAGGGCAAGUGUUGCUCCCAUUGGUGGACUGGGCAGCUGUGAUAGGGGUGCACAUUGGGGUGGUGGUGCAUGGAGUCCGCGCAGAGUGGAGCCCGCCUCCAACAGGCUCCUCGCCCGCUGCCUCCACCCACCCACCCACUAGACCAACCUGUCUGCCACUGCGCUUCAGCUGCUAGAGCUCUGUGCCUGUCGUAGGAGCACUCAAUUUUGCCCCCUCAAAAAUGUGUGCCCAGGGCCUUGGCUUCCCCAUGCCACACCUCUGUUCACACAGCCACAGGUCACUGAGGCUUCAGAGUCUCAGUACCACUAAUGUGCCCUGUAUAGUCCUGCUAUUUGGCAAGACACGAGAUAAUUCUGUAAGUGCAAACAUGUAUCCUUUUGUUACAUGAAAUAUUUUGUGUCCUUUUGUCUGCCACCUAUACUUUGCCAGGGGUGAGGGACUUCCUUGCAUGCCUUAUUUUAAAUGGAGGAACCCAUGAUGUUUGUUUGUUUUUAUAAUUUCGCCUUCAGCAAUCUAGGAGGACCCUUUGGGACUUUCCUACUCAUUCCUUUAUAUCAGAAGAGCCUGCUUUCAACCGAUUCCGGAUACGCUCCCCUACCAAGAGAUUUGCAUGUUGUCUGCAGAAACUAUGGUUCUGGUUCUCCAAAGACUGAAUGAAAUCCUCACCAAAAUAGUUAACAUUGCGAAACAAUUGGAUACUAGUUCCUCCCCUUUAAAUGCCCAAGGGCUUAAAAGGAUGAUAAGAAAUGACUUUGUUAACAACUCACCAACUCAAACUAUGGAUGAAGUGAGGUCCUGUCAAGUCUUACAAACGAACCAGAUAAUGCUUGAGAUUCACCGAUACACUCAUAGAUGGAUGAACCGCAGACAAAUUACUAUGUCCUUGUCUCAGCUCCUGAAUUACCAUUACCGAAACGUAGAUCUAGAAAAUUUCCACUUCCUGCCUACCUUGAGAAACACCACGCGCCUAUUUAUGACCUUUAGGUCAUCAGCCCUCCCAUCUCUACUCAUGGAGAUAAAGGAUAAAGAUAAAGGAUACUCUAUGGUGGUUCCAUUCUCUCCGCCCAGUGAGGGUAUUUAAGGACGAAACAAGGAGGCAAUUGGUCCCUUGCAUAAAUAUUUUAAUGUUUCAAUAUUUUAAUGUUGUAUUUUUAAUGUUGUUUUUAAGUUGUAAUCAUUUAACUUGUUUUUAUUAUUGCUUGUAAGCCGCUCUGAGCCCGGCCUUGGCUGGGGAGGGCGGGGUAUAAAUAAAAAUUAUUAUUAUUAUUAUUAUUAUUACUAUACAAGGAACUGCACAAAGAGUAUCCUGUUCUCUCUCCCCCCCCCCACUACAUUUCCAACUCUAGUUUGUGAAAGACAAUAGCGUUAUGCCUCCGUACUUCCUACCAAAUGCUGGGAAUAAUUUAAUUGAGUAUGUGCUCAGGAAGACGAUGGCUAUUUAUGAUUACUUUUCCAGGGAAAUUUCUUUUUUCUUUUUUUGGCAAAACUUCAAUUAACGGCUGUGCUGCAAAUCACCCAUCUGAGGAAGUUUAGCUGCCCCGUUUUUACAUAGGUCUUUGUAGGUUCUAUCUAAAAAAGAAUCCCAUCGUUCGACUGUGUAUAAGAGGUACGACAUUGCCAUCAACUUUCUGUUUUGCUUUAUUUGUUUAUUUGGAUGGUUCAUUUAUGUCCCAUCUUUUCCAGAAGGAGCUCAAGGUGGUGUAGAUGGUUCUUCCCCCUCCUCAUUUAAUCCCUCAUUUAAUCCACAGCAAUGCUGUGAGGCUGGCUAGGCUGAGAGGCAGUGACUGGUCCAAAGUGGCCCAGUGAGGUUCAUGGUUGACCAGGGAUUUGAACCCUGGCCUCCCAGGUCCUACCCUGACACUCUAACCACUGUACCACACUAGCUCCCAUUCCAUUCCAUUCCAUUGUUUCUUUCUUUCAAGGCAGAGGGUGUCUUUAGGAAUAUGGCUGUGGGAAGAUAUUUAAAGACUGGUCUCUAAUCCACCCUCUUCUUUUUUGUGUGCUGGGCUUUCCAGUCUCCUGGUACCCACUCUUAGCCAGAUCUGUCACUUUCCAGACAUCUGGGAACACAGGAUUAUUCUUGUGCUGCCAGACUUAGAGCAGUUAAACCACCCUUCUUCUCCUUUCCCCCCUUCAGUAAUGUACAUGUUUCGAGGCAUCAAGCAUAACAGACAACUCAGAAAGGAAGAGGUACAAUUCCUUUUCUCUCAUCUAACUGCCUUGGUGGAAAGGUGGGAUACAUACAUAUAUACACACAUGCCUAUCUAUCUGAUGGUUCCUUGAGAAACUGGUCCUAAUAUUAAACUUAAAGUUAAGAUGCAGACACACAUUGAUGAAGGACCUUCUUCUCGAGAUGUUUCCACACCAUCCCCAAAGGCGAAACCCUCUCUUUUUCCGAAAGACAAUCUCCGGUGGCCAUUUAUCCCACAAAACAAGUCAGGUAUGAGGUUGAUGACUGAGCAUCAUGUAAAUUUUGGCCAGCUGGUUUUUGAAGUUGUGCUCUGGAGAGAGUGUGUUAAUUGCUGCAGGCAAAUGAGAUCAGGAAAGCACACCCAAUAGAGACUGCUACAGAAUUGCUGAUACAUAUUGAGCUUUUAAGCUGUUUAUCACUUGGGCGAAAAAAUGCACAGGAGAUGAAGGUAGAGUAGGUGUGAGACCUUGAGACAACUUCACUAUUUCCUGGAAUAUGAGGACAGUGCGAGCAGAUGAAAGAUGACUUAAGAGCUGUUUCUUUGUUAGUCCUACGCACAUGUAGAAUACAUAUGAAGGGAGGAGUGGGACCACACUCUUUGGCUUUGAAUUUGGCUCCAGCACAUUCAGUGGAAUGUCAGACAUGAGACCCUAGCCUGUGUGCAUAAGGUCUCCUUUCUGGCAUUCUUCUUGCAGACAUCAGCAGUAGGAAGACUGCACACGAAUGCACAAGUGGAAACAACAUCCUGUCCCUCCUCCUUAUAGAACUUAAAACAUGGCUGCCAUCUCUUUCACACUGAGCUCCAUAGAACAGCAUUUCACCCAGUCCAGGCACAAGAUUAGGCACAUGGUCAGUUCUCUCACUGAAAUAUUUCAAUUGAAUAUAUUGAUUAAAAAACCAGGUUUCAAGAGCAAAAACUAUCAAUGACAAACCACCCCCAUCUCCAAGCAGUGAGACAUUUCAGGGAUUUGGGUUUCCAUGGAAUGAAGGCCACUGGAGAGUGUGGUGUCUUUUCGAUAUGCGAUUUUUAUUUACACUGAUAUACAACCAGAGCAUAAAAGGGAAGAGCUUACAGCAUUAUCACUUUAACAUAUCUUGCUCAUUGGGUCUCUAGGAAGGCCCCUUCCCCUGAAAACUAUAGCAAGGUAAAGGUAAAGGGACCCCUGACCAUUAGGUCCAGUCGUGACCGACUCUGGGGUUGCGAUGCUCAUCUUGCUUUAUUGGCCGAGGGAGCUGGCGUACAGCUUCCUGGUAAUGUGGCCAGCAUGACUAAGCCGCUUCUGGUGAACCAGAGCAGUACACGGAAACACUGUUUACCUUCCCGCCAGAGCGGUACCUAUUUUCUACUUGCACUUUUGACGUGCUUUCGAACUGCUAGGUUGGCAGGAGCUGGGACUGAGCAACAGGAGCUCACCCUGUCGUGGGGAUUCGAACCGCCGAACUUUGUGAUCGGCAAGUCCUAGGCUCUGUGGUUUAACCCACAGCGCGGGCGUCCCUAAACUUUUGCCGUGUGUAUUCCCAACUCCUGUCAUUCUCCUGCUAGACAGAUAUGGCAUCCAGCCAGGUCAGUGCUGUGGGGAGGUCUAUCUGCUCCUUCUGAAGGUCUCUCUAGCUAGUUGUUUCUAUGGCAACACAUCUGCACCUGACUAACUGUUUAAAAGGCUAUCAGCAAAUAAAGUGGUUUGACUACUUGAGGAGUUCCUUCUACCAUAACCUAUGAUAUUGCAGAUGCAAAACUUAUUGUCAUGUUCUUAUGUAGAAGAAAACAACUUCUUUCCAUUGUACCUUUCUAUCUGCGUUAGAACAAAGAUACAUUAAUUAAAACAAGAAUUAAGGCUUUCCAAAGGGAAAGACAAAUUAGUGUAUACUGGUAAAUGUAUGAAUAGCUACCUUAAGCAUUAUGUCCUCACUUACCAAAAUAGAAAUGGAUAACCAAGUACUGCCUUCUGCUUUGAGUUUCGGGUUAAGAUACUUUCAUUCCUCUACCUUGAAUUUUCAGCGAGCCGUGAAAUAAUUUUUGUUCUGCUUGUACAGAGUUGUUGUGCUCAUGUGUAAGUUGAAGAUGGCAUAGCAUGUAAGGUAGAGAUUCACACCAACAAAGCUUAUGGACAUACAGAAGUUGCUGGACCAUAACUGCUACCACCUCAGGCCUUGCAAACUGGGGCUGAUUAGGAGCAGGAGCCCACAACAUCUAGAGGAAACCAACUUGGCAAUAGUUGGAGUACAGCAUCAAUUGUGGUGGCUAUGAGGGACAAGAAUGGGGGGUGGGGAGGACAGAGGCAGGACAUACGUUUUGAUGACAGCUGCAGAAAACUGAUAAUCCAGCUUCUUACGUUUUCCUUUCACCUUUGAAAAUUUCAUAUCGGGCUCCGAAAGUGUAGUGUUGGUUACUAAAUAAAUAUCCUUCAAUAUUUCCUCUCUGUCUCCUGUUGUGGAGUGUUUCUCCAUUGAUUUUGUUGAAGAUCAGGCUGUGAGUCUGAUUAAGUAGAACGGUAGUGCUUGACAUCCUGUAGUGAAUUUGGCACCUUACUAUUAGUUUUCUUUUUUAAAAAAAAAUGACCUCAAAGUUUGCUUUCUAAAUACUUGAGAGAAGUUCAGUGACAAAGCUCUCUUCUUCCAGGCAGUUGCUAAGAGGAACAUGUGACAUACCCCAGGUGACGGGCCACCCUGUAUUUAGCCGUUUAAGAGAGAAGUGAAGUGUGGAAGCCGAAAGCCAUUUUGGUGCUCCUUAGUGAACUGUAGGGUUCUGAGUGAUACCUUGGCGCCUGAUGGGGAAAAAACACCAGUUCCUCCUGGCCUUGCAAGCAUGCUUGACUUCCUGACUGAGAUAGUAACCAGGUAACCAAGGCCUUAGCUCAGAAUGUGGGGUGGGCGGGGGACAGAGAGAAAAGGUUUUAAGGUCUGAGACUAGAGGAGGAAACAUACAUGUGUACUCUGCCUGCCUGCAAUCUAGUUGUCAGAUUUUAUCAGAAAACAGAAAUUAAUUAUAUUUUCAGGGAGGAUGAGCCAAAUUGAGAGAAAAAAUGGUACAGGGCUUAGUACGCUGAAAAGCAUAAUGGAAAAACUGAUAACAAUACCAUAUACAGUGCAAUCCAGAUUCAGCUAGGGGCCGUAAAUGUACACACCUGUAAGGUAAAAGGACCCCUGGACGGUUAAGUCCAGUCAAAGGUGACUAUGGGAUGCGGUGCUCAUCUCGCUUCAGGCCGAGGGAGCUGGCGUUUGUCCACAGACAGCUUUCUGGGUCAUGUGGCCAGCAGGACUAAACUGCUUCUUGCGGAACAGGACAAUGGGGCAACGGGACACUGUGACAGAAACCAGAACGCAUGGAAAUGCCAUUUACCUUCCCACCAGAGUGGUACCUAUUUAUCUACUUGCACUGGCGUACUUUUGAACUGCUAGUUUGGCAGGAGGUAGGACAGAGCAAUGGGAGCUCACCCUGUCACACAGAUUUGAACCACUGAUCUUCCGAUUGACCAGCCCAAGAGGCUCAGUGGUUUACACACCUGUAUCCCAAGCUGGAUAGGAGAUCAAGCUCUGCUUGCACAAUUGCCCACCUUUAUCCUCAGCUGGAACAGAAUUUUUGUGACCGUGUAAAAGUUGGACUCACCCAAAGAAUUUUUCAUCACUUUGUGGAUACAUUUUUUAAUGUGUAGUAUAUAAGCCUUUAAAAUAAAUAAAUGUAGAAAUAAAUUGCCAGAAAUAAAUUGCUGUUGAUACUGGACUAUACACAUACUAUCCUGGCAGCUUUGUGACGGAUUCCCAAGUUUAAGUUCUAUGCUUUCAUGAUAAUUGAUACUUCCUUUGUUUGCUUAAAGGGUUAUCUUUUAUAUUAAUGCACUGUGGUUCUUCUGGCUGGCAAUUGUGCCCAGGCACCAGUGGGAUACACAACGGUAAAAUCAAUAGCUUUUAUAUCUGAUUAAUCUAACCUGUUUAAAACCUAAGCAUCUGUAAAUGGAUAUUUGAUACGAUAGGGCUUUGAAAAGGAUGUUUUGCAUUACAUUGAUUGAAGGGGAAAGAGGUCAGAGUUUAGCGGCAUGAUAAAUUAAUAUUAAAUAUGUGAUUUUAUCAGGAAUACAAACCACAGUUGAUUCAUAGCAGUGUGCCUGAAGAAGAGAAUCCUGGGUAGAAUUUAAGCCCCAGAGUUCUAUCAUUGCUUUGCAAUUAUAUUGAAGCAGUGAGCAUUUCUCAGGUCUCAUGUUGUCUAUAAUUCAGAACCCUAAAUGUUUACAGGCCUCCCAUUGCUGACAGAGAUUAUGACUACCCUUUCCUGCAAUGAAAAGUCUGACUUGCAGAUGCAGGACUAAAUUGGUGGGUUGCAAUUUCUGUCAUUGGUGUGCCCAGUGGUUUUUUUCCAUACAGCCAUACCUCAUGUUACGUUUGCUUCCUGUUACGUUUUUUCAGGUUGCGUCCCGUGGUGACCCGGAAGUACCGGAAUGGGUUAAUUCUGGGUUUUGCCGCUCGCGCAUGCGCAGAUGUGCAAAAUUAUGUCACGCACAUGUGCAGAAGCGGUGAAUCGUAACCUGUGCGUGCACAGACGUGCCGCUGCGGGUUGCGUUCCUUUCAUGAGGUACCACUAUAUAGAUAAAUGUUUAGGGGUACUCUCAUUUUUCUACUCAUAUUGAAAUACCGCCCCUCAAUGAGGCCAAACUUAGAUUCACAAAAUGUUUAGUGGUAUGUGUACCCCUGCGUCCCCCCAGAAAAAAGCACUGGGUGUGCCUGUAUUCUAUGUUUGCUUUAACUAAUAAAGCUGGUGGAAAAUAGAAUGGGGACCAACCUCAGGAAAAAAAGACUUGAUUUAGUGCUUUUGUGCCUGUUCCCUUCAGGAGGCAGGUGGGAAAUUGCACACUAGAGUGUUUCUUUCGUGUCAAAACCUUCCUGGCUGAAUCGUUGGCACAUUUGGAAGAAGAGCAUUAGCUUAACUUUUCCUCUGAAAUGCGAGUUUUCUAAACAGCAGUUCAUUCAUUGGUAACCUCAAGCCUUGAUUACUUUAACAGGUUUUAUGCGGAGCGGCCCUUGUAUCCGAUCCAGAAGCUGCAACUGGUACGAAAUGCAGCAACCAGGUUGCUCACAGGAGCAGAUUGCCAGCACCAUGUUAUUCCACUGCUGAGAGAGCAGCAGUGGACCAGGAUCAAGGCACAUGGGUGAAUUCACAAAAGCCCUAAACAACUCAGGCCGAAAAUACUUUAAGGAACAAGGAACACUUGAUCCCUUAUGUUCCACCUUGAUCACCGGGAUCCUCUGAUGGGGCCCUUCUGGUGGUUCCCCAUACCCCUGAGGUUUGGUUGGCCUCUGUUAGGGAGCAUACCAUUAGGGUUGCUGGCCCUGCCCUACGAAACUCCCAAACCCUCCAACUUUUGUCUUCUGAUGAAAAUAAAGCAGUCCUAUUCAAUAAUAAUAAUAAUAAUAAUAAUAAUAAUAAUAAUACCCCACCCAUCUGACUGACCCACUCUGGGCAGCUUUCAACAUAUAUAAAAACAUAAUACAUCAUUAAACAUUAAAAAAGAAACACUUUCCUAUACAGGGCUGCUUUCAGAUGUUUUCUAAAGGUUGUACAGUGGACGCUCGGGUUGCGAACGUGAUCCGUGCGGGAUGCACAUUUGCAACCCGCAGCGGCACGUCUGCACAUGCGUGAGUUGCAAUUCGGCACUUCUGCGCAUGCACAAAGCAUAAUUUAGCACAUCUGCGCAUGCGCGACAGUUACUUAUCUCCUUAACUUAGGGUUCACAUAAUUCCAUGCCCUCCAAAAUUUAUCCGAUCAAAAUAGGGAUGUUCUAAGGAAAAGCGGGACAUACCAGGAUCAAAUCAGGAACUGGAACAGCUUCUGUAAAUCUGGGACUAUUCCUGAAAAAUAGGGACACUUGGAGGGUCUGAACUCCCUACUUGUAGAGGUUCUUUGGGAAUUGUCCCUGCCUUCUUUUGAAAACUAUUGUGUAGACAGGUAUUUGGAAUAUGAUUUCUUUUUCUUUUUAAUUGACCAUUAUUUACUGAUGUUUUAUCGAUGCUUGUAUUUAUGUUUUUACUCUUGCUUUUACUGGUUUUAUUACCUGUAUGUUGCGUACUGCCUUCUUGUACUGGUAAUGAAAGUGCAGAUUAUCAAUACUUCAAUGAACAAGUCAAUUCAGGGAACUUUUCAUGAGGGGAAGUAUUCAGAAAUGUGAUUCCCGUAUAUGCAUAUCCCCCUCAAAUAAUGCAACCCCAAGAAAGUUCUUUUGCACUUAAUAUAUGUGUAGGUUAUACCAUUUUUAGAGCAACACUGGUAGUUGUGUGUGGGACCUAUUAUUAUUAUUUUUUAAUUUGGAUAAGUUUCUUUAUUAUUUUUAAGGCCCUUAACAUCUUGGGUCCAGGACACCACUCCAAACAACAGUUUGGCUAUAAGCCUAGGACUUCCAUCAACGUCUAAUGAUUUUCAGCCUUCAUCACUUAGUCUUACAUUUCAUUAUUUUCACUAUUACUUUUAAUAGUCCAUAACUUAAAAUCCAUUCUCCUAAUUUCCCCCUUGCAAAAUUUCAUCUAGUUCUCCUUACAAAACUUCUUGUAAUCCUGCAAGCGUAGUCAAUUGAUUACAAUUGUUUCUCAAAUAGUUCACAUAUUUGCUCCAAUCUUUCAAGAAUUUCUGGUCCGCCGGUUUCUAAUUCUCCCUGUCAUCUUAUCCAGUUCUGCAUAGUCCUUUAAUUUCAUCUGCCACUCCUCUUUCAUCGGUAGUUCUUCCUGCUUCCAUUUCUGUGCCAAUAAUACUCUUGCUGCCGUUGUCGCAUAUAAAAACAGUUUGUUAUCUUGUCUAUUAAUAUCCUUGCCUACAAGUAGAAAUGCUUCUGGAUUAUUAUUUUUUAUAAAUGUCGAUUUCAACAUCUUUUUCAUCUCAUUAUAUAUCAUUUCCCAGAAGCUUUUCACCUUCUUACAUUCCCACCACAAAUGAUAGAAAGUACCUUCUUUUUCCUUACGUUUCCAACAUUUAUUACUUGUUUUGUACAUUUUAGCUAAUUUCACUGGUGUAAUACACCAUCUGUACAUCAUUUUCAUCACAUUUUCUUUCAAAGCAAAGCAUUGCAUGCUGUAAAUUUUAUUCCUUGUUUUCACAAUUUCUCCCAGUCUUUUAACUGUAUAUUAUAACCAAAAUCUUUGGCCCAAUGUAUCAUGACCGACUUUACUUCUUCUUUACUUCUUUACUUCUUUACUUCUUCAUCAAAGUACCAACUUUUCAAAUGCCAUUUGUAUUUGUCCGGCGCCACAUAUGUCGGGGCUAUCAUUUCCUCUUUUGUGUUAUCGUUCCAGUGCACAAUGUGAACUUCCCUGUAAUGUGUUUGUGCAUGCCUGUGUGUGUGUAAAACAUUCCUUGAUGGAGAGCUGAAUGAGACAAGCUUUGUGUUUCUUAGGGACAUUGGAUACCCACAUUGUACUCGUGAGUGCCUCAUGUUUUCAGAGCAAAUAAUCGGUUGAAAUAGGCUUGAGAGAUAUUUGUGUAAUACUUGCCUUUCAUUUAGCGUUUAUGCUUCCAAGAAGAUUGGCCUCAUGCUUGUUAGUUCCACAACUCUUAACUCAUCUGAAUUACAGCACUGACACCCUGAAAUCGAGACAGAGCACUAGUCUUUUAACAUCUGGCAAUUGUGAUUUAGAUUGGUAGUUCAAACAAGCCUGGAGGUCCCUGAUGUGUGUUUAUCUACUUCAAAAUCACAAGUCUGUGCCGUUUACAGGCUCUGACCUCAGAUCUGCAACCUAGCAGUAUGGAUUGAUUGAGGUGUUGCAAAGGUGUGUGGUUCUGUUCUGUUAUACUUUGCAAUAAUGUGUUCAGUCAGCAAGGUACAUAUAUAUUUAAAAAUCUUAAACUCCCACCGUACAUAUGGCGUGGUGCCACUUUGCAGCUUUUCCUUUCCUCAAAAGGCAAAUUUGUCCACAGCAGUUCCAGCAUUCACUUAAUCCUUUGGGUCAUUGUACCCAGCAAUUGUACCCAAUUGUUGUAUUCUUAGCAACAGAGGGUGUCCAUGUUAGCAAAUCACUCCUCCGUUGCUAACAUUGUGGCUGGUGUGUCACAUGGCUGUGUUCCCUGAGCUGGGAAAGUUCUGAGGACAGAAGUUACGUCUUAUCUCUUUUGUCAUGUUGUGCUGUUGCACUCUUUCUUUCUUUCUCUCGCUCUCUCUGUUGCUGAAGAAGAGAACAGAUGCCAUUAUGAUUUGUCCUGUAAAUAUCGUAGAGUAAAUCCUUAGGAUGCUCAGAUUCACACUUCCAGUCAUUACUGCUAUCUCUGCUGAUUAAUAGCGUGCACAGGAUCAGCCGACCUGUGUCGCUGGGCGCACCGGGAUGAAGAUUGAUGGCGAUCCCGGGGGAGCGCAACACUGGAGGAUGCCCGGAGAGGUUUGUCUCAUACCAGGGGCUGCGGGUGCCCCCAGCUCCUCCAGACAGUCCAUGGAGGGCAAGUGGGGGUAAUCGCUAUGGAAUUUCCUCCCACAAGAGACAGUGAUGGUCACCUACUUAAGAUGGCGCAGGAGGGUUUUGAUACCCAUCCACCCCGCGUUCCCAGAGCCCGCACCAUUCCACAAUUGCCGCUGCCACCAAGAAUGGCAAGCAGUCCCCCCCCCCUUAUUUUGAAAAACCAGGCUGUGGAUAGAGCAAUUAUCAUCUAUUUCAUAAGAAAUCUGCCAGUGUAUGUUGCAAAAAGGAUGUUUCUGUAUUCAAGUAUGCGAUGACGAUUUAUUUAUCUAUAUAAAAUUGCCUGGAAAUAUGAUGAAAGGUUAAUUUAUGACAUCGACCUUUGCAGAAACAGGUUUCUGAAUAGUUGAUCAACCCACCUCCUUUCCUAAUGCAUUGAUAGAAUGGCACCACUUUAUUUAAGCUUUACUUAAGUAAUUUAAAUUUCAUUUGAACACUCCUGCCAGCUGUACUACAAGAAUCUAGAGAGCAUACAGUAUAUGCUGUUUGGCAUUGGUACACAUUGGCAAAUCAUAUGACAGGAGGCUGAUUGAACUAUCUCUUGCCUGCAGAUGUUCUUAAAGGAGCCGAUAUGCUUUAAAGAAAUAUGAAACUCCCCCCCCCCCAAAAAAAAUAUUCUUAGAAGGCAACUUUGUUCUGCAAUACUUCAAAGGGCCUCCUUAAAACCCACUGUGAUGUUCCCACAAACUAAUGGAAAUUCUUUAUGAAAGUAAAGUUUUACCUUCUUUGUUUUGUUUUGUUACACAAGCAUCAGUUCUUGGCAAGAGCAGAGUAUAUUUUGGUAUAGAGAGCGAGUCCAUUGUGCAUAAAGAAAUGCAUACAGUGUACUGGUAAGAACUGUGCUCUCAUUUUUAUUAUUUUUGUACGGAAAACUGCAAAGCAAAGAUAAGUGGGUUUGGCACUCAUGCCACCCAGAAGUCGCAAUACAUUUAGCCUAACAACAAUGGUACUGAGUUGCUAUGCAUGAAGUUAUAGUAAAUUGAUGGGUAGCUUAAUUUUUGUGUGUGCACACACAUACAGUUGUGUGUGUGUGUGUGUGUGUGUGUGUUAUAUUCUCCAAUAUAAUAUUGGCAUGAACCAGUUUCUAGCCUACUCUCAAAAUUUAUUCCUGUGCCUACUGUCAUCAAAGUCUCUUCCCUAACUUAACAAUAAUCCUAGUAUUCUCAGAGAGACCGUCACAAUACAUUUAUCAAAGCAGGAGAACUUCAGAAAAGCAGUGACUACUGAAGGCUUGGGCGGGUGUGCAGAUAAUGAGGAGUGACAAAAUUCCAGGCACAGAGAGCAUUCUGGUAUGGCUUGAGGCACUGAGCCAUACUUGAAGCUCCAAAGGCAUUUCUGAAAAGCUGUGUUCUGCAAACAUAACUGCUCUGAGGGAGCAACAAGAACUCAGAGUGGCCUUGGACAUUAAUGAUAUUAUCUAUUAAAGGCAUGUUAUAAGCACUUGCCUCCCUUUAAAUGUUAAUAUUUGAAAAUACACAAAGUGUGGCUUGGUCAUUAAUGUCUGAAGCCACUGAAACCAGAUGAGUUUCAUAGCGUUUUCAGGGGAAUUCACUUGUUGAAGCACUUGCAAAGAUAGGCAGAACAGCUUCAAAGGAAUCCAUCGUUCUCAAGGCAUUCAAAGGCCUAUUUGAGUACUAGCACUUCACACAGUUACCGUUAUGUGAAGGAGAGAGCAGGGCUUCGCUUGCUGCCCCCUCCCUUGUCAUAAAAGUCCUCACCAAUAUGCCCACCACAUUCCACAUGUUGCGGGGGGGGGAUCUAUAUUUUUGGGCUUUCAGACCAUGUGAGGAACCUACAUACAGAGAACAUGUUCCCCUAUUCAGGCCUAGCCCAACCCAAGUGGGUCGGGAGAGUGAUGUGGUUAUGGCUUGGAAAAGGCAGUCUUACUCUCUGCAACAUGUAAUAGUGUUUGCACAUUGCUUUACAUGUGAACAUGAGACUUCACACAAGUCCAAGUGAAUUUUGCAAAUGACUGUACCCAUGUUGUUGUUUUAAAUCAACACUGCUGCUUGAGCCCUCAAACUGAGGGCACUUCUGUACUCACAUUGUAUGUGCUUGGAUUUGAUCAUCUGCAAUGUUGGUGUGUGAAGCAAUAAUGUCUGAAAUUGAAAGUAUGACUAUUCUUAAAAUGCUUUAUUAGUUCUAGUAAGAAGAAUGUGCAGUGCACGUGAUGAAGUUUGUGGGUAAUGAAAUAUUAUGGGUAAUCACAUUCAAAGCAGUGCCAUUGUAACCACACAUCGAUCCAUCUCCCUUAAGAUGGAAACAAAUAUGUAUAUGUGUAAUAAUAUUCUCUACAGUUGGCUCCCCCUUUUGGGGUAACUUGGCUACCAUACUUGCCCAAAGCAAACCUGUUUCCCUUCCAGUCAUCUCAACUAAAACCAAAAAAUGUAGGAAACAAAAAAGUGUCGGGGAAAUCUGCAAAAUAUUUAUUGAAAUUGGGCUGAGGGCCACAUGCCCUCAGUAUUGUGUAUUUGUUAAGAGUGUCAGACCAGGGUUAAAAUCCUUACCCAGCCCUGAAGGUCACUGAGUGACCUUGGGGCAGUCAUGAUAUCUCAGGCUGACCUCAGAGAGGUAGAACCAUGUAUGCUACCUGGAGUUCCCUGCAGGAAAGGUGGGAUAUAAAUGUAAUAAUGAGGAUGCUGUUGUUGCUGAGACUGCCCUAUAAAAAUGCUUGAUAAUGUGCUUCUUUCUGAAAUAUAUGAUGAAAAAUAAUUCUGUUUCAGCAUUGUAAUUAAUGCAUUCUGUAGGGAAAGGGGAGGGAAACAAAUUAUGUUGCUAAGGCACCAUAGUUACAGAUGAAUAGCCAAUGUAAGGAGUUCCACUUUUGUUGGGGGGGAGGGGAGUGUUUCCACACUCUUAUUAUUUACAAUGCUAUUCCUGAGUCCUUAAUCCUAAUUGCCAUAUUCUCCAAAGAAAAAUGUUUUUGUGUAUGUGGAGAAAUAAUUUAAGUGCUGCUCCCUGCUAAUUUUUUUCAGCUUGUGUCAUUUAAUUUCAUAGGUCUUUACAAUGCUUGAAAUAUUUAUUUUUAAUAAGAAUAGGCAAGUUUCAGGUAAAUACGGAAAGCAAAGGUGUUGGGGGAAUUAGUAACAACCAGGUUUUUGGUUUUUUUAAUUGGGAAAAAAAUACUACUUUUUUAAGGCUGCCAAAUUCUAUGCCCGCAUCUUGACAGAAGGUUAUCUUUUUAAAGAGGGCACAUACAUUUGCAAUGACGGAUGUUGCAAAGGCACUGAUAACUCCCCAAAGCAAAUGAAAGCAAGGAAAUUUCCAUGGAGAGAGUAGCUCUCUGCCAAAUGAAAGGCAUUAGGUUUCCCCAAUGGUCUCAUCUUUCUCUACCUCUCAGCUUCCAAAUAGUAUCUCUCCUGCCCAUUCUGUCAAAGGGGUUCAGGGGCAAAGGGUGGACAUAUGUUUCCUCUGUGAGUCUGUCUCUCCACCAUCUUCUUCUGAGAUGUGCAUACAUGGACCAGUAUUUUGAGUGAUGAGACUGAGAUACAGUGUAAUUACAUUGUUGAAGUCAUCCAUUUAUUUUUAGGGAAUUAUAUCCAUUGCUGUCCAUCCAUUUGUGGACAGCUCAUUGAUCCAGUUGAGGAUUCCCAAAAAUGGAAGGGGGAUGGAUACAAUUUUUGCUGAUUCCCUUACACCCCCAUAAAAACUCUGGUCUAGAGAGUUGGGGUGCCCUCUAGAAUGUCAUGAGAGGUGGCAUAGAGGACUGCAGGAGAAAGGUGAAAUGUGGAAAGUCCUUAUGAGGAUGACAGGACAGUGUUGGCUACAACCCAGUGUUGUUGUUUUUAAAAUGACUGAAUAAAUGAAACCAUCCUUGUACCAGGGAUUUAUUUAAGGAACAGUCCACUGCAAAGCAGCUAAAAUAAUGAGAGAUGUGCAGAAAUGCAGUUGUGCUCUUAUGCAUAUCCCAUUUAUUUCACAUUUCAACCUCUUUCUUUCUUGAAAAAUAAGAACACUUUAUUUUUGUCCUGGGGAUGCAAGUCAGAGUGAUUUAUCGUGCCCUUAAGGUCUGUCGGAUGUUGCUCAUUCAGUCAGAUGCUUCAGUAGUGCUGCUGACACAACUAAGGAGAGGGAAAUACCUACGAGAGUGGGGGAAAACAUUUGUCUGCCUCCCCCCCCAUAUAGAUAAGAAAAGUGGUCAUAUGGAUUUAAAAUUUUACCUAUUAAAAUGUAUUUAAUUUUGGCCUGCUACCAUGCUGAAACAAACAUUUACGUAGACAUAUGUGCAUCUUUCUCACACACAUGUGGAACCCACCAGUUAAUAACUUUGUCAUGAUGAUCGCAAACAUAUUUAUUGUCUCUCGGUUUGUUUUGUUGCCAUUUUAUGUGUCCAGAUAUUUAGUUCCUUUCAGUGUUCACAAUGUAAGAUAUAUAUAUAUAUAUAUAUAUAUAUAUAUAUAUAUAUAUAUAUAUUAAAAAUAGUACAUUGUAACAUAAAGGUUGUAAUCCAACAGCCAAGUAACACAAAUGCCUCUGGUACUUCCCUGUCGUCAGCUAUGAAACAACUUGUAGCAGUGUCUCCAUAGCUAUUGAUGCUUUUAGUCUCACACAUCCUGAAGUGUACUGAGUAUACAUAAAUGCUUUGUCUUGCCAUAUGACAGUUACUUGACAUGACACAUGAAUUACACUCUUUGUCAUGCAGUUUUCAUACCGUGUUUGGGGGAACCCUGAGGUUCCUUGGAAUAAGCAUUGGCUGAGUUCUUGAGAACAUUUUUGUUCUUUGCAAGCUGGGGAAGAAGCUCUUGUCUGUGCAUUCCACGAGCUCACUGUAUAUCUUAGAAUAUGCUCAUGCAACCUGACAAUCUAGAUUUCCAUGGGCCAUUAAGCAGACAAGUCUAUGUAGAACUGGAUCCCUGAACAUACUGUUGCAAUGUUCUUUUUACAAGCAAAUUCUCACACUCUCAAGUAUUGCGUGCGGAAUUACCAAUAAAGAAAGUACAGCUGUACUAAUAUGAAUCAAAUCACUUGAGAGAAGGGACUUUAUAAAAGUGUAGUUUGCUUUAAAACAUUGGACCAUAUUUACAGGGUAACAAGAUAUGAAAUGAGAGCAUAGAACAUAUAUUUUAAAAAAUGCAUUAGUGGUAGGUGUAAUAGUGGAAACACAUUUCAACAGCUUUUUAAGCAUUCUUAAAGAGUAAGGUAAAGGUAAAGGUACCCCUGACCAUUAGGUCCAGUCGUGGAUGACUCUGGGGUUGCGGCGCUCAUCUCGCUCUGAAGGCCGAGGGAGCCAAUGUUUGUCCGCAGACAGUUUUUCCGGGUCAUGUGGCCAGCAUGACUAAGCCGCUUCUGGUGAACCAGAGCAGUGCACGGAAACGCCGUUGACCUUUCCGCCGGAGCGGUAACUAUUUAUCUACUUGCACUUUAACAUGCUUUCGAACUGCUAGGUGGGCAGGAGCAGGGACCGAGCAACAGGAGCUCACCCCACCGCAGGGAUUUGAACCGCCAACCUUCUGAUCGGCAAGCCCUAGGCUCUGUGGUUUAGACCACAGCACCACCCGCGUCCCAUUCUUAAAGAGUAAGCCUUUCUUUAAAAAGUCUUUCCCAGAUUACCUCUGCGAUUGCCCCAAAGGAAGGGAAGAAGCCAAGGUGAUAUGAGGGGGCAGGUGUCAAAACCAUCCUGACAUAUAUUGUCUUAACUGGCUCGAAUAUGAGCUUUGCUAGUUUUAUGUCUGGCCUAAAAGGGUCUCCUGUAAGCAUUCUUUAACACUAGAUUAUUUAAGUUACAGGAUAUGACCUAUAGUCCUAUAACCUAAUAUUUCCUGAUUAUAUUAUUAAGCAAUGUGAACCUUCCUGAUGAUCCACAACAAUCCACCUGCCAGGAAUGUAACACUGGAGCUCUACUCCACCUGGUAAGCUUCUGCUUACAUUUCAGCCUUUUAGAAACAAAGAGCUUCCAGAAACAGAACACUUAACCAGCAAUAUCAACAUUACCAGCUUAACCAAGCUUCUUCUGCCUGAAGCCUUUCUUGACUCUUUCUGGAAAUAAGACUAGAGGAGACAAAAUUCAGAUGAAUAGAAGUCUAAUCAUAUUUUAAACUGUUGGGCUGAGAGUUCAGCAGUAAAAAGUACAGUAGGUUUCUAGGUCAGAGGUUGCAGCGUGAGUCAACCAGAGUGAAUGAGUCUGCUCGAAUCAAAAUUAUUUCAACUCCUAUUCUCACUUUCCCCUCUUAAUAUCUCUGCAAGAUCAUUAACAACACUCCAGUUGUUAUUAUUAUUAUUAAUAAUAAUAAUAAUAAUAAUAAUUUAUUAUUUAUACCCUGCCCAUCUGGCUGAGUUUCCCCAGCCACUCAGGGCAGCUCCCAAUUAAGUGUUAAAAACAAUACAGCAUUGUUUUGUUUGUUGAAGCAAAGAUUACCAGGCAAGCUCCUAAGCCAGCAAGAGUUUACAAAAGUAGUUUUAAACUAAGUGAAACAAUAUGCUGGAGAAGAAAUUUCUGGCAUAGGAAUAAGUCUAUUUUUGUCUCCUGUCCAUUACGCUAGAAAGUGUGAAAAUGAUUGGUGUAGAUCAUUGCUGAACUGUUUCCCAACUCAUCUCUUAAUUGCUAUUAGAUUGCUGUCUAAAAGGCAUAACUGAUGACUCUUAGUGCUUGGCAGAGAAAUAGAGGCACAUCUAACCAUUGUGAAAUGACAUGUUCAUGCAUACUAGAAGGCAACCUUAAGGUACAUGUAUCUAAAAAUAAUUUCAGAAGGAACCAUGAAAAUUGAAAUCUUGUUCUAACAGUGAAUUAAGUGGAGUUAGUAUUGUGCUAUGUCACUAGAAUAAAAAGGAACAUUCACGUGUUAGUGGAGAACUUAGAAUUGUCCAUACAUAUGAUUGUCUUACAACACAGCUCAUUUAUCUUGCUAUUUAUUUAUUUUGAAUUAUUGCUAACAUGCUCUUCCUCACAAAGAACCCAGUAAACAAAACUAAAAUCCAGUGUAUCGCAGCACAGCAAUAUAAAUAAAUACAGAGAAGAAAGUAUCUAGCUGACUUUAUGUGACUUGCUUACAUUACACAACCACAAGGAGGAAUAAGGGUGAAAUUCAAAUCAGUGUGCAUUUAUAGACAAAUCUGCCUAAUUUACAUUUUCUGAAGCACAGCCUUCUUUUGAAAUGUGCUCUUCUCUGAAUAUUGCAAUGCGGUAUUCUUCAGCUAUGUAAUGUGUACAAAAAUGCAUAUAUUAAAGAGUGCAUAUUAGUGAAAAUGACCUAUAUAAAAUUUGUGGUUUGUUUUUUUUAAAAAAAUGAAAUAACAUAUAAAAUGCAUUAUAUAAAUGUUUUGCACAUUUGUGCAUAUUAGACAAAACUGCAUACAAAAAUGAGUAUAUUAGGAGAAAUCUGCAUUAAAUGCUGCCACGUUUUCAUUAGGACAUGGGGGGGGGGUGGUUCCCUCCAAAAAAGAUUGCAAACUGAAGUGGAAAUGUGGAAAUCUGAAUUUAAGGGUGGGAAACUGAGAAACUGAAAUUGAUUGGCCCAUACCUAACCGCCAGUGUUCAGUUAAGAUUCAGCUGCCAGUCCAGUUGCCUUAGUCAUGUGGAACAGAGAGAAAUGCCAUACUGACUUGCAGCAAAAUACCUUGGCCCAGCUCUGCUUAGGCCACAGUUCUGAUAAGCACACUUAUUCAAAAAUAAGCCCAUUGAUUCCAAAGGGGUUUACUUUCUAGUAAGGACUGACUUCCUCCUAAGCAGACAUAGGAUUGUGCUACAUGUUCUAAUUGGCUGUAAAGCUGCAGUAGCUGAAGCUUCUUGUUCUGUAGGAGAACAGGGGACAUAAAAUUAAAGGCCAUACUAAUGGCCUUUUCAUUCAAUAUCUGCUUUACAAACAGGAAUCUUGUUGUUCCUGCAAUAUUUAGCAGAAACACUUAGCAUUGACUGAGGUCAAAGUGGGAAGGAGGAGGAGGAGGUAGUAUUGAUUCACUGAGUGGAACUUGUCAUUAAAGGAAGAUUGAAUGUUUGACUCUUAUCUCCCUUUAUUACAGUGUGUUUUUACCUUGCAUAAAACAGCUGUUUGUCUUAUUUUAUGUUACCUACUUGAGAAUGCUCUUUAGCUAAUGCUCAUAUGUUGACAUUAUUCUGACACAUUCAUGUGGUGCAGUUUGGCACACACUGGCUGCUGAAACCGUCACUUGGGUGACACAUUAUCUGGACCUGAACCAAAGACCAUGAUAGUGAGCUGCAUAUAUGGAGUGUGUGGUGGUGGACAGUAAGUCCAGAUACGAUACAGUGGUACCUCAGGUUAAGAACUUAAUUCGUUCCGGAGGUCCGUUCUUAACCUGAAACCGUUCUUAACCUGAGAUACCACUUUAGCUAAUGGGGCCUCCUGUUGCCGCCAUGCCGCCGCCACGCGAUUUCUGUUCUCAUACUGAAGCAAAGUUCUUCACCUGAGGUACUAUUUCUGGGUUAGCGGAGUCUGUAACCUGAAGUGUCUGUAACCUGAAGCGCCUGUAACCCGCGGUACCACUGUACUGAGAAGCUGGUUAAAAAAAAAACAGGGAGCAAAUUCCAGGCACACAGAGCUCUUCCACAUGUCUAAACACAAUCAAAUUUCAGAUGUAUAGACAGUUUCAUUGUGUGGAUAGUUAUUUGUAUAUCUAGCUAAACUGCUUCUGCUACUCACAAAUUGCUACUUUCAACAAAAAUCACUUUGGGGUCAUUUUGAAAACACAAGUAUGGGUAUGUUGAUUAUUCUCCUUCCUUUUUAUCCGUGUUUAUCAAACUUGGGUUUCCAGCUGUUUCUGUACUACACUUCCCAUCAUCCCUGACCACUGGUCUUGCUAGCUAGGGAUGAUGGGAGUUGUAGUCCAAAACAGCUGGAGACCCAAGUUUAGGAAACACUGCUUUAUAUUGUACCAUGACUGUGCAUUGUUGUUUUACAAGAAUGGAACCUGCAGUCAGGGCCUAACAAUCUAGAAACCAGGGGAACCUCAGGCCCAUGGCCAGAUCCAAACCUUCAGGCAUCUCUGUCUGGCCACACUCCCUCCCUGAACACACUGUCUUUCUCCUGGCCGCACCUUUCACUUUGCUUCAUGUCCUCCUUGAGCAUCAUUGGCUGGCUGGAAUGUUUCCUUGAACUCUGACAAUUAUCCUUGCUUGCUUAGAUAGAGGGUGGGGAGGGGUCUGUGAUUGUGUGCAGAAACCCGUCUACUGUACAAAGGUCAAAGUUAUAUUCAUGGCUCUGCACACUGUUGCCUCUGACACCACUGACAAGUGCCCAGAAAGUUGCCCAGGGGGGGAAUGUGGCUCAUGUGCUGAAAAAGGUUUCCCGCCCCUGCUAUAAUUUAACAAAGAGAAAACAAAAGAAGCAGGAAUAAACAAGAAAGGGAGGCAUGGAUAAACAGCAGAAAGCAGAUGUGUUUAUUUCAACUGCAUGUGCUUAGGUUUAGUUAUAGUAGGGCAUGGGAACUGGGGAGGGAGGGGCUGUGCCAACGGAUUCACAACAAAAGUGGGAUUUGGGGAGGGAUUUGAGGAAAGGAUGAAUCAGCUUUUAAGGAAUGCACUGGUUUAUAAAACCUUCUGCAAUAUUUGAAAUAUACUUAGGCUGGGAUCCAAAAGCUGCUUUAGGCAUUGAUUUUUUUUCCUAUUGAAGAGAUCUGCAUGGCACGUCACAAAUAACUUUUGAAAGUCACCUUUGGUUCAAAAAUGGUUCGCCAUGUGACAGAAGUGCUGCUGUUAAGAGAAAUGCAAGCCCAUAGUGCCAUUGAUCACACAGGACUAGUAUCACGGUUAUUUGGACCCCAUAUUGAUUGAUUGAUUGAUUGAUUGUUCAACAUUUCUCAUCAAACAUAAUCCUCUGAAGAGGACCAGGUUGACAUGGGUUGGGGAUUGCUAGAAAGUCCAUGGUAGACCUUCUACGUUUUGACACUCCUUAAAUACUGUUGUGCUGAGCUGAUUUCUUAUGACUGUGAAUAUUUGCUUUUACAAGCAUCUCCCCCACAGUUCCUUAAAUUUAUUUACCCUUCCAAUACACAGCUGACCAAUCUACAUGUUCCUCAUCUACAACUGCCAAUAACAUCUAAUCUGACUCUUACAUGUCAGUUGUUAAAUAGGAAUUAACAAUGCAAGCAUGGGACUUCAGUGUAAUAAGGUGGAAAAUUAUGUUUCAGGAAUGUCUACUUCUUGAAUCAGAAAUGGUGUGGCAUGAUGCAUUGUCUCUCUGGAUUAUGUUGCAUAAAUGUACAUUCUGGGCAUUCAAUAUUUAACCAGCAUUUCUCUAAAAUUGGCUGCUUCCCCAAACCUGCUCAUAGCUGCCUGUUAUGUGUAGAUGGUGCUAUUUUGGCUACACAAAGGACUUUGCUUACUCUUAAAUUUUAGGAUUCCUUACCUCCUGUUUUAAACUUAAACAAAUAUCUUUGCAUUCCUACCAAGGGAAGCUUUUCCACUUUUCCACAGAUCCUCUUGUGAGGAAUGCGUUCCAGAAAGUAUGAGCUUCUGGUGCGUCUGCAGAGCCAGAUAUAACACACACACACAAAAAUUCACCCAUCUUGCCCACCUUAAAACAUUAAAACAGGUAAACGCAAUUUGGAGAAUUUCUAACAAAUUUAUAUUCCCCUCUGUUUAGGGUGAUGUAUGUUUAGGACUUCCCCAUGCAAAUUGCUAGGAGGAAAAAAUCGGUCAAAACCUCAGCACAGCUCAAAAUUUUCUCUUCUCUCAUGUGCCAUGCCAGAUUUUGCAGUAUCUGAAUAGUCCUUAAGGUGAAUCAUAUUGCAAAGCAUUGCUCUAGAAUAGUCAGAACAAAUCUAGUCAAUAAUGGCAGUGUGAGCAAUAUCUAUUUUACUUCACUAGCACCCAUCUAACAUAAUUCAAAUUCACAUCAGUCAUUCGGUGUUUUGCAUAUGAAAUCUCACCAACAGAGCUUGGACUCAGGAUAUUUUUUCUUUAAGGGGAAGAAAAGUGUCUAAACUUUCUCCUUGGUAUUUGUUUGCAUUUUCCUUGCUUCCCUGUUAACUGCUGCAGGCUGUAUUGAUAAUGCAUUCUUUCCCAUUAAUCUUUUCUGUCCAGAGGAAUAUUAUGGGUUCAUUUGUCAUUUUAGGGAGGAACCAGGCAUUACGCUUGAAACAUGAGUGCUCAAACUGAGUUAUCUGCCUUCCUCUUCAAAAUAUUUAGGCACUCUGUGGUGUGAUUUUACAUGCUUUUCCAUACCCCCAGGCAAAAGCAGGCAGUGAUAUAGAACAAGUGGUGAUGUCACAGCAUGCAUUACAGAGAGAGGUAAAAGUUAAAGGUACUCCUGACCGUUAGGUCAAGUCGUGGACGAUUCUGGGGUUGCGGCGCUUAUCUCGCUUUAUUGGCCGAGGGAGCCGGCGUUUGUCCACAGACAGCUUCCGGGUCAUGUGGCCAGCAUGACUAAGCCGCUUCUGGCAAACCAGAGCAGCACACGGAAACGCCGUUUUCCUUCUCGCUGGAACAGUACCUAUUUAUCUACUUGCACUUUGACACGCUUUCGAACUGCUAGGUGGGCAGGAGCUAGGACCGAGCAACGGGAGCUCACCCCGUCGCGGGGAUUCAAACUGCUGACCUUCUGAUCGGCAAACCCUAGGCUCAGUGGUUUAGACCACAGUGCCACCGCAUCAACCAGGUUCAGUUCUCCCCUUAGAUAAUGAAUGAUCGGCUUGCUUAUAUUUCUGAAGAUUUGAGAAAGACUGAUACAAAAUUCUAGAGUCAACCAUAGUCAAGUCUGAGGUGGAGUACCUAAUUUUUUUCAUAAAACAAACUGUUUGCAUAUAAAAUGGGCAUCUAUUAUACAUCAGUUCUAAGUUGUGGUUGGUGGUUGGCAUGUGGUCUAAACCACACAGCCUAGGGCUUGCCGAUCAGAAGGUCGGCAGUUUGAAUCCUCGCGACGGGGUGAGCUCCCAUUGCUCGGUCCCAGCUCCUGCCCACCUAGCAGUUCGAAAGCGUGCCAAAGUGCAAGUAGAUAAAUAGGUACCGCUCCAGCAGGAAGGUAAAUGGCGUUUCCGUGUGUUGCUCUGGUUUGCCAGAAGUGGCUUAGUCAUGCUGGCCACAUGACCUGGAAUCUGUCUGCAGACAAAUGCCGGCUCCCUUGGCCUAUAGAGCGAGAUGAGCGCUAUAACCCUAGAGUAGUCCGCGACUGGACCUAAUGGUCAGGGGUACCUUUACCUUUGCUAAGUUGUACAUAAUGAUUACUUGAUCAUAUACGGAUCAUAUGGUUAUAUACACAGAUUUGUAUAUAUUGAAGGCACAGCAUCUGUUCAAUUUACAUGAAUUUGGCAUCCUUUUGAGAUGCUGGAACUAGAUAGUUUUGAAAACUAGUAGAGGACUGUUGGUAUCUUUUUCAUCUUCUUUUAAAUAUCAUAUGGCAGUUGUUUGACACGCUGAGACAUUUGUGUUUCCCAGAAAUAACAUCAACAUGUGGCGCAUUCAGCCACCCUGUGGCAUUAGAGCCUGAUAUUUUCAAUCUUCUAUGCUCUGGAUAAAUCGGUGCUAUCAGUUCCUAAGAAUAAGACUUCAGAUGAUAAAUAGUCCAGGCUGCAUAUUUAACCUUGUCUUCCUUACAGUCCUAUUCUGGGAAAUAGAUCCCACUCCGUUUGGUGGGGCUGCUCUGGGGUCAUUAUAAGUUAGGUUUUUACCUUAUUCUUGCAUAUAGUGUCGGGCACAUUAAUGGUGGAUCGCACUUAUUCAUUCCCUUCUUCUGGUUCCGGAUAUUCUGUAUGGCCCAGUGGAGUCUGUUUCUUCCUUUGUAUUGUUCACGUGUUAUUUAUAUGCAAAAAUACACAAGUUGCAUUCAGUGAAGGCAUGUGCAACAUUGAGAAGUUUCCUUAAUUGGGAUCUCAAGCCAGCCCUUUGAGACAAUUAAAGCCAGAUGAGAAUUUCUGCACUUACCAUAAGUGCUCAGAGGACAGAGUAGAGACAGGUACUUAGCAUCCCUGGAAGAAGUCCUUUACUUUCCUUGACAUCAGCAAGGACACCUACCAAGUGAGCAUCUAUGCACCUGCAUGGUGCUGAGUGAUUUGCUUCCCAGUGCUUAAACACAGGGCAGAGAAUCUUUCUGGCCGCCCACCCUUGGCCCUGCGGUGGUGUGUAGCAGUUUGGCAAACUAUCUCACCUUUCAAAGGAUCACCUUAGACUCAUGUCAGAAUGUAAGUGAAGUUGACAAUGGGAAUGGGAAUUCCUCCUGGAAGAGAAGUACGUAUUUUCAUUGUGUAUUGUUGGUUUGUGUCAGUUAUUUUCAUAAACUUCUGAUUGCUCAAACAGGCUUUAAAAUUGAAGGCACAUAAAGAAGCCUUAAGGCCUCAAAAGGUUACUUUUGGGCAGUGUUAUUAAAAGGAGGCUGGCUCAGAGUAGUGACUCAAAUAGUGCUGCAACAGGCAUCUUCUUCAAAGGUGAGAUAAUUCUGCCAUGUCUUUGGAUCAGCAGCAGGAACCCUAACUUUCCCAGUGUUUAUUGUUGGUGAAGGGAUAAGGUGAUACAAAUCUCCACUAGGCCUGAGCAGCAGUAAGCUGUGGUUGCCAGUCCCCCAUUGUUAGCCAGCAGAAUAGUCCUGAAGUGGAAGGAAUGCCUGCUUUGACAUGCCUGCAACACUGCAAAUUCCUUCAGUGCAAUCCUGAGCACACUUACUUGAAGUUAAGGGGACAAGGGGUUGUAUUCAACUAAAGCCAAUGCUUCUUCAACUUGGGUCUCCAGUUGUUGUUGGACUACAACUCCCAUCAACCAUGACCACUGGUACUGCUAGAUAGGGAUAAUGGGAGUUUUAGUCCAACAGCUGAUGACCCAAGUUUGAGAAACACUGAACUAAACUUUACCUAGAAUUGUUGUUGUUUAGUCGUGUCCGACUCUUUGUGACCCCAUGGACCAGAGCACACCAGGCACUCCUGUCUUCCACUGCCUCCCGUAGUUUCAAACCCAUGUUAGUAGCUUACCUAGAAUAGACCCACUGAAAUAAAUGAACAUGACUAAGUUAGGUCCAUUAAUUUCAGUGGGUCUGCUCUCAGUAAAACCUUGUUGGAUAUCACUCUUAAUCUUGAGUAAGCAAGCUUUGGAUAACAUAAAGAAAACUCUUCCAAAAACGUCUUUCCCCCUGGGGAAAAUGAGAUCAAAGACAAAAUGAGGCUUGUGCAGUGACAGAUGUCAAUUAUAUUACUUAAUGCACUACUUGAGGUCCAUUGAAUAGAUUAACAAAUUGUGACAAAAUGACAAGUACAUUCUGUGGUGAUUGAUGAAUUGAUGUGUUAUCAGGGUCUUCAAACUGCCAGACCCAGAAGAAUAGAAAUGGUGUGAGAUCAGUGUGAAAUCAUUGCUGAGCAAAUGCUGUUACUUAUUUUGUAUGAAUAGGCUGGAUUGUUUUAUCUUUUCCUGAUAGUUUUCUUUUUUAUUUAUUAUGUUUAUAUUCUUCCUUUUGUUCCUUGAUAGUCAUAUGUUUAAGGCAGGGACCAGACCCAGUGCCUUCCAAUAAUGCCCCGACAUUCCCCCGCUUGUACAGUAAUCCAAGGAUGUACGAGGUGGCCUAUGUUUAUGGUGGUUGCCAACCAACAAGGAAAGCUCUUUGUGUACAAGUGGCUAUGUUUCCCCUAAGUUUCACAGACAGAAGACAGCUCACAAUGGCUUCAGCCACACCAACCUGAUCCUUCAUCAUAUCAGCCAUAUGGGCAAUAACAACUGGCAAAAAAUGGCGGGCCUAGAGUAGAUCUGCUUGAGGUGGACCUGCAAGUUCUUGCAAGUGAGGUGGCCCCACUUCCUCCUUCACACCACUGCAUUUACACAGAUGGAUUCAAUGUGGUGUCCAUGUUUAAGACUUGGAAAACUUAGUUUUGUUACUAAUCAUAGUUUUCACAGAUGACACCAUUUCCAUCAUUUUUCUCAAAGGAUCUGCUCCAAAAAUACUGCUUUCAUUAUGAGAAAAUAACACAUGUGUAAUGAACAGCUGUGGAGCCAUUUAAAGGCAUGCAUAAUGUGCGCCCUUUACUUCCCUCCCCAACACAAUCCAGAUUGUUCUCAUCCAGAUAUACUCUCAUGCAUCUUGUUAACAGAUGGUCAGCAAGGAUUGGGAACUGCAUGGUGGACAGCUUCUUGUGUGUGUGCAUGUCAGUAGCUAAUGUGCAGAUAAAACAAUUGCUGGAUCACAUGCACAGGAGAUUUUAAAUGGGACAUUUUAUCAGAUAAUUCUAAAGUGCUUGUUCCGUGCCUGUUAAAAUUUAUGUCCACUGAGGCCUCAAACUGCUUCUUUCCCCCUCCCAACCCCCAAUUCCUGUUGGGUCAUUGUCUUGGUAAUUGUGGUGGGAAGGAUUUCUAUAAGUAGAAUCUGUGUCUUCAAAGAAACACUGCCAUGUCAGGAUUUCUUAAUGACCAAGAAUUACCUGAAUUUACUCACCCAUAGGACAGAAACAGUGCAAGCGGACUAUUAAUCAAACAAUUACUUUUCUGGUUAAGCAAUUUUCCAAUAAUCAGAUUUGACUGAUCUCUUAGGCAGCAAUGCUGUUCACUAACCGGUUCAGUUGCAUGAUCUAGGAACAAAUCAUAGAAGCCAAAUAAACCCACAGGUCAGUUUUAAAAUCAUUUAAGCAGAAACUGGAAGCCAGGGAUUUACUGGGAUGAGAUGUGUUAUUGACUGAUUAAUUACAAAUUCAGCCUCUGGAAAGGGAUUUAAGUUCUAAACUGCAGGUUAAAUGCCUCAAGUCAUUUUUGCUACUUGGAUGCACUUGGAUUCUCUCUGAGAUGGUUAGAAGCUGCAAAAUUUCACUGUGAAUUUCAAGGUGUCCUAGAUUUAUAGAAAUUGAGAUUGAGCCUGAGCUCCUUUCUCAUUUAUAAAGUACCCAGCCGUUAUUUUUGGUUCUGCCUUUUGGCUUAAUAUCACCACAUCAAGACUUGUGCAGAAUGUGGGAAAUGUGUCUUUUGUUUGUUCAUUUCCCCUCUUAUUUUCUAAGGGUCAACUAAAACUACUGAAUUUCUUCAUGCAGUUGUGUAUACAGGUACAUAGCCAAGUGGAGAAAAGGGUAGUGUGAACCAAGCAGGCAGCAGAUGCGAUGAGCCAGCAUGCAUCUGCAUUCAUUUCAAGAAAAUGCAAAUUUCGUUCAUCAUGUGUGCCACCCACUCAUAUAUUUUAAUGAGUGAAUGUGAUUACAUUAGACCCAUCAAUUUCAGUGGGUCUGUUCUAAGUCUGUUUUAGUUGAAUACCAUUCCAUUUGUGAAACACAUUUCCAUUCUCUCCUUCCCAUGCAGCCACAAAUCUGCCCUGGAGGGUUGGGGCACCUUCCAGAGCACCUUUGAGGAGGCAUGAAGGACUACAAAGAGUAGGAGAAGAAAGGAAAGUCCCCUUGCGCAAGCCCUAAAAGUCUCACCCCCUUUUUAUAAGGAAAUUAUGUUCAUGGCAGCUCACAAUAUACAAGAUAAAUGGUCAGUUACACCAGUAAAUAAACAUGAACAAUGCACAUUUCAAUGGCAACACAUUUCUGAUCUCAUAAGGGCAUUUCAAUGAUGUCCCAAAUAACAAUUCAUAAUUUUAUUUUAAAAAUAAUCAAACCGAUAUUUCUUCAUAGUUAUUAAAAAUCACCCACAAUCAGGAGUUGUAGAAAAGACUGAAAACAGAGGGGGGAAGUCUCCCCUCUGGUCUGCUUCCCAGGCCACGCCCCCUUGGCCCACCAACAAUUGGCUCAAGCCAUGGGUGGGCUCUGACAGCCCCCGCAGCCAAGGAGGAAAUGACAUCAUCUGCCAGCUGUGCAGGGCCCAGAAGGCUGCUUCGGCCCAGGGGCAGGCCGCCCCGAGCUGCAACCACCACUUCCUGACAAGAACAAGGUGUUUCUAGAAGCAGCUGCCACUUGGAAAAUCCUGAAGCUGAGCCAUAAGGCUGAUGGUAGCCAAAGAUAGAGACUUUCUCAGCCUCACUUUCUUCCACUCUAUACUUUCUCCAGUUAGGUCUUUGUGUCUCCCCAUGUGGACACCAUGAGCCAGGAUUUAUUGCUAGGUUAUUGGGUUGGUGUUGGUUGGCACUUGGCAGUCCUAUAACUUUUUUAAGCAAACGAGAAAACAUUUUGUACAUUCUCAAAGGCAUUGUCUUGUUUUUGGAAGCUCUGUGGGCAAAAUGUUGACUAGGAGGGCCUACUGACAAGGAUUUUCUUUCGCAAGCACCCAAUAAAAGCUGGAACUGGUUGUGCUAAGCAUAUGCCAGCAUAGCAAAUCUGAAUUUGCAGUAGGCACUAGAAAUCUAGUCCAGAAUAAAAAACUCAGCAGAUGUUCACUCUAGGCAUGGGUCCAAGCAAAGAAAAUUGGGCAUUGGCACCAGCCUAACCAAGGAAGCUAGCCCAAGGCAGAGCAGUGCAUCUGGCAAAUCCCAGAUGCUCUAUGAGAUUCAUGUAGAAGGAAGCUGAUACCAACUUCCAGCUGAUAAACCCAAACUUCUGUAUAUGGGACAGUGCGUGUGAGUGUGCCAUCUUCACCUUUCAUUUUAAAGUUGCUUCAGCUCCAUGGGACCAACUCCACUUUUGUAAAUUGUUUGACUACGAUGCAAAAUGAGGUUGGGUUAUUUCUUCUUUCCCUGUGAUAUGAAUGCCAGGGUUAUUUGAGCCAUAGAAACAUAUUCUACUGCAUUCCUAGAAAGCUGAGACUGUUCAUGUUACACAAAAAAAAAAAAACUACAGCCAUCACAAGAUUCUGGUUUCUGCUGGCUAAAGCUGAUCUUUCCCAAAGCAACUUCUGCUUGAGAAUUGAAUGCCUGGCUUGGGAUCCAGAGUUCCAUUUCCUUGCUGCUCUUUAUUUCCUUGCUCAGGGUUGAAUGCAGGUUCAGUACAGUGGGCAGCCAGUGCUGGCAUGAGGUUCUCCUGCCCCACACAAUGCCUGUUGAAAGAGGGACCAUUGUUCCAUCCCCAACAGCCAAAGAAGGAGCUCUGUACUAUAGGCACAUGAUGAUCAGAACGUCUGUCCAUGCAGGACAUUUAUAGAAGCCUGCAAUCUAUUUCUCUAACACUUGUAGUGUUUCUGCACACAGUGGCGAAGUGACAAUGUCUCAAAUAUAUGCAGCUGUUAUUUCAUUAUUUCUGCCGCUGUGCUUUUAUUCAACUCUUUUAGUAGGACCAAGGAACAAUUGCCAACAGAGUUUCCUCCCAGUGUUGAAGGAGUGCUUCCUGACAUGAGCUUUAUAUAGCAAAUGGAUUGUUCAGAUCUAUUUCCCUCCCCUCCCCCCCGUGUGUACAACUGGUGUGUUUGCAUCCACACAGUCCAUUCUUCUCAUUCCUUGGCGUUCACUGCUAUUUUGCUGUUUGCCAUCUGCACCAGUAGGGGGAGCUUGACUGUUUGUCUUUACUCUGUUACUUUGUUGCUCCUCCACCUUCUCCCAUUCUGGACAUGUAUACAGUUCUCGAACUCAAUCCGUUCUGAAAGUCCAUUCGACUUGCAAAACCUUUGAAAACCAAGGUGCAGCUUCUGAUUGGCUGAUUGGCCCCGGAAACAAUGCCGACAGCCGGAACAAACCAGAACACUUACUUCUGGGUUUGUGGCAUUUGGGAGCCUAUUUGUUCGUCAACUAAACCGUUUGGGAACCAAGGUACCAAUGCACAUGUUAUUUCUGUACCUGUGCAUGUGUACUUAAAAAAAAAAAAAAGAUCACCAGAAACAGGCAACUAUUACCACCUCGUAGGUAUCAUUUUUCACAAUGGACAAAGCGGAGGCUUGAAGUUUUGGCCCUUCAAGACCCAUUUCUAUGGAGGUUUUGUACACGCUUGAUAUCUGGCUAUAUUUAUCUGCUGUUUAAUUUUGGGGGAGCAGAGAGGCAGGAUAAAAGUCCCCAAGAAUGCCUUGAAGGACCCCGUAACAGUUGACAGACAAUCACACAUUUUCCCCACAAAAACAGGGGGGCGACAAAAUUAGUCUUCCAGAAAACCCCCAUAUAAUAACUUUUUUAAGGCCAGUGUAUGUACUGUGAUUACAGACCUUGAGGCAACCAUCAGUUACCCACAUUUACUGUGUGGAAAUCCUCCUUUGAACUUGGUUGUUGAAAUUCGGAGGUGCCAUUACAUUGCAGCAAUCGGUGGAAGUAGGUGUCAAAUACACAAUUCGGAGUCACACUCACAUCAUUUAGUAUUGGGGGCUAACUAAACCAAAUGGAUAGGCUGUGAUUUGAUGGUGAACAAAUGGGAGUAGGGGACAGUCCCUCAAAACAUCGCCACACACAUAUCCUGCCCCCAAAAUGAGGUGGGGGCUCCCCCCCCCCCAGUAAUGAGUUCCCACACCAGCAGUGACUAUGGCAACAUAAUAGAUUUUUCUUUUUUUUACAAAUUGGAUUUUUCACAGUAAGGGAAAAUCCGGAUUAAAAAAAAGAGUUGUGCCUGGCAUUUUGAUGACAAUGAUGCCACAAAACCUGUAUACAUGAGCUGCUGAGAUUGCAGAAUAAAUUCCUGGCUGGAAGCGUCCAGAGCCUAGUCUGGAACCAAAAUAUGUAUAGCUUUAUGUGUCUCAUAUUCUGCUUCUAACAACAACAAAAGAGCUCCUGGUUGAACCUGUGAAAUGGUAAGAAGCUUGAAUAAAAAUCAAACUUCGGUAAGACAAGUGUUUUGGCUCAGUGUCUGUUUUCAGACUACAUUUCUUUUAGGUUUAUUCAUAGCAUACCAGAAAAGUGGCCCUUAAUUAUCUACUGAAGGAUUUGCUGCGAGUCAGGAUUCUCCCUCCCUCCUCCCCCUCUUAACAGACAGGAAAAUAACUCUAAAAUUAGCAAAUGCUUCACAUAUUCCAUCCCCUCCCCAGGUCUGCUACUGUUGCUUCAACAUUUGCUUUUUAGAGGUUUCAAAUCACAACUAAUGUAGGCUUUGGAAGAGGGGGAAAAACCUGCCCAACAUGUGACUCAUGACAGCCAAAGCUAAGCCUGGCAAAACAGAUUUUAAAAAAUAAAAAUAAAAAAAAUUGUUGCUAAAUUCAGCUAUAUUCAGAAGGAGAUUUUGCUGAAAACCAGAGAAGGGCUGAGGCGCAGCAUUAACAAAAGAGAUAAUCCUGUUUGAUCGUUUCUAUUUUGCACAAAUACAUUUCCAUGUGCUUAAGCCUUCAUAGAGUGGGAAUGGCAUGAGCAAAAGGCUGGUUCUGAGUUCUGGACUGAUCAUUCUAAACUAAGCAAGGAAUUACAGAUUUGUGAACUGAUCACCCUUCCCUUAAGAGUUGUUGUUUUUCUAAGUAGCAUGGUGGAGGGUAAUGAUGGACUGCAUUGCAGCACAACAGGAUGGGUGGGUAAAUCCAAUCUCCUUGCCACCUUUAUGCCCCUCUUCCUCCAAGCUGCUAUUUGCCUUAUUGGGGAACCCAUAUUGCAUCCACAUACAGUGGUACCUCUGGUUGCGAACAGGAUUCGUUCCGGAGGCCCAUUCGCAACAUGAGCAGAACGCAACUCACAGCGGCGCGUCUGCGCACACGCGGGUUGUGACUCGCCGCUUCUGCACAUGCGCGUGACAUCAUUUUGCGCAUCUGCUCAUGCGCGAGUGGUGAAACCCAGAAGUAACCCUUUCCAGUACUUCCGGGUCACCAUGGGACGCAACCUGAAAAAACAUAUCAUGAAGCAAACAUAACAUGAGGUACGACUGUACAUUUCUCCAAAAUGAGUAGGAGGAGAAAUUAUUUGCACAUGAAAACAGUGGGGGAAGGGUUAACACCCUUCUUCACCCAGUUGGCUUUGGUCUGUCUUGGGAGACAAUGGAGGGGUACACCUUUGGGGUGAAGUCAAACUGUUGGAGGUUACAGUGUUUUGUGUUGUGUAUGAACCUAUUAGGUCCGUAAAUUACCAUAUAGCAUACGUUCAACACACCAAAAAAUUACAAUUUGUUGUUGACAAAGGACAGCUGGACAUAUAAAGGACUCCAUUACCUUCAGUAGCUUAGGGCCUCAUCAAACCUAAAUCUGGCCCUGUGGAAGAGACAUGUUUUGUUGCAGUUGAAGCAGAUGAAGACAUCCAGUUGUGCUGCUGCAGAUGCACCCUGGUGUUUCUAGCCAUCAUUCCUCCUCUGGUCACUGCUGUGGAUAGACAACCUGACUGUUGUUGUACUGUGGUCAUCUGCAAGGAAUUCCCACAAGGUGGUUCUGAUUCAAUUUGGGACUGGAGGCAUGGUUGCUAUAAAGAGAUGCUAGAGCCAGUCACAUAUCUCAAAAGUCGCAACUGGUUCAUCGCAUACAUACACAGCACCUGAUUGACAGUUGCCACUGUCAGCUGGUCACUUGAGCUGGAAGGAGGCUCACUCCAGAUUCUUUCUGCCCCUCCACUUUUCCUCCGCUGAGCAACAGAAGGCUCAAAUUCAAUCUCUGUGUUUACUCACUGCUUUGAAAAUACCAUUCACCCAAAUAAUGAUGAUGAUAGCAAUAAUGCACAAGGCAUAUAUUGUAUCACAAGUGCCCGCUUUACUGGUGCAACAUUUCUGCCCCUGAUUAUGGGCAAUUCCCCCUUCACACUGCAGCCCUCUGCCACAUAGCUUGUUCAGGAAGGUCCUGCAGCCCUGGGAAGAAUGUUUUCAGGGCCACACAGGACUGCAAGGGACAAAACGACAAGGUAUCUUCAGCUCAUGCAACCGUUGGGUAUGAACUGUUGCUGAUCUUGUAAGUUAGCCCAGUUGAUCCGUUGAUCUCAUAUCCAUACUUAGCAAGAUGUACAGUGGUACCACAGGUUAAGAACUUAAUUAGUUCUGGAGGUCCGUUCUUAACCUGAGGUACCACUUUAGCUAAUGGGGCCUCCUGCUGCCGCCGCGCCGCCGGAGCACAAUUUUUGUUCUCAUCCUGAAGCAAAGUUCUUAACCCGAGGUACUAUUUCUGGGUUAGUGGAGUCUGUAACCUGAAGCGUCUGUAACCCGAGGUACCACUGUAUAGUCAUAAUUGAUUCUGAUGGUUUGUUGGGUUGUGCGUGUGAGAGAAAAAUAUGGAGGUGUUAUGCCUCACCCCCAGGAAAAGAAAUAGAAUGCCAAUCAUUGAAGAAGCUAAAAUAGUAAUAUGCUUGGGAGGUAAGUGGCCUUUAUACUUGAACUGUGUACCUGCAAAGCGUAUACUCCUCCUGGACUUCUCCACUAGUGAUGUGUGAGUAAUUCAGUCUUUCUAGAUUUCAAUAUGAAUUGGCCUGUUCUGCACCUCCUCAGCUACUAUUUGGAUUGAACUUUUGUUAUCUACCAGCUUUCUCACUUCUCAAAUGUUCCAAUGCAGUUCUCAGCUCAAAAAUUGUAUCAAAAUGCUCCUUUUUAAAAAACAAACAAACACAAAGUUUACUCUAAUAGAAAACACAUUUGCAAGCGUGUUUCCUAAAAGGAACUAUGUUUAACAAUACAUCAUUAAUAGGUUUAAUUAUUUUAAAAAAUUAAAAAUCAGAUUAAUGCAGAAAUGGGAUGGGAUGGGCCACAGAAAUAGGAUGGGACUUUCAUCUCCAUGGUGAUUAUAACAUUUGUAAUUAUCAAAAUGCAUUCAAUGUUGUUAUAAUUUUAUUUUAUUUUGAAAAGAGAGAGAGAGUGAGAGAGUUGUGCAUGCUGAAGUGCAAACAAGAUAUCCGAAUAAUCAAAUGUGCAUCUCUUGUUUUUCACUUCCCUUACAGUUAUUGGCUGACCAACAAGGUUUUCAUCAAGCGACCUAGCACAGGACUCCUCAUGUACACACUUGCUACGAGGUUCUGCGAUGAAAUUCAUCUCUAUGGAUUCUGGCCCUUCCCGAAGGAUAUAAAUGGAAAGCCAGUCAAAUAUCACUAUUAUGAUGACUUAAAGUAUCGAUUUUUUUCUAAUGCCAGCCCACAUAGGAUGCCAUUAGAGUUUAAAACUUUAAGUAUGUUACAUAACAGAGGAGCACUUAAAUUGACGACGGGGCGGUGUGCGCAGUAAUAAAGCACAGGUCGAGGACUAGGAGAAGUGCCGGAUAUGGGCUUCGCCAUGCAGAUUUUAUGGAAGAGCAGUGGGAUCAAAACAGUGGAUUUAUCCCUGUGCGCUGUACCAAGCCAUUGGAGAACAAGGAAGUGCACCGGAACUCCCGUACCAGCGAACAUUUUUACCUGUUGAAGUGCUAAAUCUUGAGUGCAAUGGUUCGAGUAAGUGCCACUUUCUCUAAGAGCAAAGCUUGAAUGUAUAAAAUCAGUAGUGUUUACAAGAUCCAACGAUGCAUUCAUCACCUGUUAAAGAAGCAAAUAGUCCAUUUGCUGCUCAUUUGCCAACACAAAGUCUGGCAGCUGUGUAACGAAAUACCCAAGAGGUGGGGUCUGCCCUGAAGGAAAUACUUUGCAUUUGGCAGCAACAAUCAAGGCGGAAUUGGCAGAGCAGUGGAUAACAUCACAAACAUCAAGCAAAAUACCUUCAGCCGGGGCCAUCCCUGGCUUUGUAUUAUAACUUUUCUCUUUUUCCUCCCUGUUUUUAAAAUUGUCAUUCAUUUUCUAUGGUGUUUAGGUAUUGGAGCCCCUUAAGGGAUUUUGACAAGAUAAUACUAUGAACAUUUUAAGUAAUCUUCAAGAAGUGGUCUUAGAAGAUCUUAUUUUUUAAACAAAAUCUUCAUUGCAUCUUAUUGCUCAGCUUACUCAUUGCAGCUGAAGUUGCCUCCACGUGACAACUUGCUGCUGCAGUAACACAUAGAGCCAGUCAUCAGGUUUUGCCCCCGCAGCCCUAUAUCUCAGCACCAGCCACUGCUAGGAACAUGUUCUGCUGGGGAAGGUGAUGUCGGGACGUGUAUGGGAAAUGGGAGCGGGGAGGGUCAUCUCACUAGGUUGUUCUGGAUGGUAUAACUUGUUGAAAAAAGCUUAGGAUCUCCCAACUGCUUUUAGGUGCUUCUUUUAGGGUGAACUGCAUGUUACAAUAAACACACAACAAAAGUGUGCUCAAACUUCUGAACAAAAAGCAGCUGUGUAGUCACAAUCUGGACUGGUGACACAUUCCACAUCGGGGCUCCAAACUACCGUAUUUUUCGCUCUAUAAGAUGCACCAGACCACAAGACGCACCUAGUUUUUGGAGGAGGAAAACAAGAAAAAAAAUAUUCUGAAUCUCAGAAGCCAGAACAUCAAGAGGGAUCACUGCGCAGUGAAAGCAGCAAUCCCUCUUGCUGUUCUGGCUUCUGUGAUAGCUGCAGAGCCUGCAUUCGCUCCAUAAGAUGCACACACAUUUCCCCUUACUUUUUAGGAGGGAAAAAGUCAGUCUUAUAGAGCCAAAAAUACGGUAAUUUUUCUGCUAACCUCUUCUCUCUAGCUGCUGAUGGCUCCUGAAUGUAUUUAGGAAAACACCAUACGAAAUACACGGUGUGUACAAACUUGUAUAGAGUGUACAUUGUUAUCUUUAGGAGACAAAUCGCAGCAAGGGCAAGGAAUUUUCCACAGGAUACUGUCCUGAUCUAGGUGUGUGUUCCAGAUCCCAAAGUUGCUUUUUCUUCAAAACAGAAGUUGUUUAAACAUACUUUUUUCCCUGAAAGUGUGUUUAUCGUAACAUUUAGUCUGGCCUAAAGUACAAACUUAACAGAAGCUAAAUUGCAAGUUAGCACUUUUAAACAAUCUGAUGUUUUGAGCUGUCUUUAAGGCAAGAUUUUUGUUAUGAAGAUGAUAUUGUUAACAAGCAGGUGCCCUUACAUUUGGUACCAAAGAUUAUGCUGAUUUUGUAAUCGAUGUAGAUUUGUUUUCCUUCAAAUGAUGAAAACGUGUAAAAUUUAGUACUUGUUGCUGUGCUGCUUUAGAAACUGUUUUCAGUCAUUUUUUUGUUUAUUUGUUUACUGCUAACUUGGUGUCUAGAUUUUGUUUGAAGGACAAAUUCCUUAACUUGACUUUGCUUUUUAUAUAUGCCUUGAAAAUCUGAAACAGAUGCUUUCCCUUAAAAAAAAAAAAAUCAGACUGUGACCAUAAUAUUCUUGAAUCAAGAUAUUUAAUCAGAAUUAAUGUAAGUUAUAAAUAUCAUUGAAAUGUCAAAGUCUGUAUAGUUUAGUUGGCAUAGUGGAUUUUGUUUUUAGUUUACAAAACCAGUUUUAAAAUGCAGAUUCUUCAUAGUGCUGGACAAUAUGUGCAUUAUUCCUGUUCUAUAGCAUCCUGAUGAGCAAUAUGUGAAAAUACCACUGACAAGUUCCCUUGCCUUUUCACUUCUUUGAAGCUCCACUUUCUAUAUGGGGCUGUGUUUUUUGUUCUGAGACAGCAGACAAUGAGAAUUAUUAAUGGUUUUGUAUGAACAAAAAGGGUUGUAAACAGAAUGGCUGUAAAUCGAGAGUAUCAAAGCACAAUUGAUGGAGUGACUUCAGAAAUGCAUGCUGGGGAAACAACCAGUGGUUCUCUCAUGUGGUUUCACCUGCAGAUUUCUGCCAUAUAGAAGCAGAAGAAGAAAAAAACAGAAGAAAAACAAAUUCAGAAUAAAUCUUCAUUUUAGCCCUUUUCAGAUAUUCGAGGCCUUUUCACACACACUCGUAUGACCUUCACACAUUUAGUGUGUUUAAAGGAACAGACAGGACCUGCACAGGUUUUAGUGCUCAGUGCAUAAUAGUCUGUGAGGGACCUCAAGACAAAGGGAGUGUAGCCUAUGUGCAUGCCUGCAUCUCACUACUCUUUUAACCCUUAUGUGUUCAGACCAGUGCCUGAAGAGAGUGAUACAAUGCUGUGUAGAAGGAAGGGUGGGCUGAUUAUGCCAUUCCCAAAUGCAUGGAAUAAUCUUGCUCCUGCAGGAACCUACCAGGCCAACAAGUCUUACCUAGUCCAGCAUCCUUUUUGCUGCAGUGGCCAACCAGAUGUCCACAAGCAAGACCUGAAGGCAAAAGCCUUCUCUUUUCCUUUUCCUAGAGUGCAUAUUCAGUGGCAUUCUGCCUCUUUUCUCAUCAGGAUAUUCAUACAUUGGAUGAAACGGAUAAACCCAUAAAGGAAUGUGAUUUCCCCUGCCCACCAGGAAACUAUGAAUAGUAAAAUACUGCUUGUUGAUUUUUGCAGCAUAGGCAGUGAGCUUCGCCAUUGUUAUCGUUAAUUUUUACUAUUCUUUUCCUUACAAAAGGAAGCCCAUAGCAGAGAGAAAGAACAUUUUUUGAGGAAAGUGUAGGCUUAAGGAUUGGUUCUGUAAACUCGGAAGAUAUUACUGGAAAACGUAUGGUGUUUAGGAUGACACACACACAAAAAUAGUCCAAAAUAAAAGUUCCUUAGGCUGUUUAAUGACCAUAAUAGUAAUGUUGGCAUGUUUCCUUUUGAAAUAUAGUAAUGUUAGAGCAGUCUAGCUAGACUGAUUUUCCAUAAAAGGUGUUAGAUUUCACACAAUCACCUUAAAGAAGUUGUGACUAGUGCCUUUUUCAUCCUCAGGCAUAACUUCAAUCCUGUUACUUAAUUCUUUUGUGUCAUGUUUUCCUCCCCUUAUCUAGACUAUUUCCACAUGUCUAUAAAGGGCUAAUAAACUGGUUAACAAAACCACUUUUAUGUUUUGCAUCUCAGGGAAAUAUCAGUUUUUCAAUAUAAACACAACAGGAAAAGAUAGAAUUGAAAGUGGAUGAAAGCCUAUCAUAUUACAUAAAAAAGAAGAAGCAAGGUUUUCAUGUAAUGGAAUGAGGCUGCAGUCCUAUGCACCUUAGAAGAAUUCAAGGGGACAUGUAUGGGAUUUGCACCAUGAGGCUGCAAUGCUAUGCAGGCUUAGUUGAGAGUAAACACCGCUGAGCACAAUUGGACUUACUUCUCAGUAGAAGUGCAUAGACUUGGGAGUGUGAAAAAAAGCCACUUAGAUGAAGAAUAAGGAUGAUUUAAAAGAUGCUAGGAAAGAUGUAAAUGAUGGAAUGGUCUGCUUAAAAUACAAUGUUGCAGUGUUUGGCUCAGCAUUUCAUUUAGGUGUUGUUUCAUUGAAAAUCUAAAAUGACAGUAAUUUUAAAUCCGGAUGUCACAACUGUCUUUUUUUAUGCGCGAUGCCAUUUUUGGUCCUCCAGCCCCUUCAUUGUUUGCAUAUUAUGCAGAGACCAUGAGCUUCUUUUUUCUUUGUCAGAACUCUGCUCUUAGUUACAUGAGCACAGAUUCUGGAAUUUUCCCUGAAUGGCAGGAACCCUGCAUUUCACCAAUGGGAUGUUGGCAAAAACUUCUCACAUCCUGCCCUGUGUCUUUGCCUUGAGCUUUUACUAUAUAUCUCUUCUCUUGAGUAGUAAAAACUAUCACCAUUUAAGAUCUACAUUCCCCGUUGAGAUCAAGCCCUAGAGUAGCCAUCCACAACCCAACACCCUCCCAAUGUUUUGGACAACAACCCCCAUCAGCCUCAACCAGCAUGACCUUGUUGCUUGGCUCUGAUGGGAAUUGUAGUCCAAAAAACUUGGAGAGCACCAGGAUGGGAAAGGCUGUCCCAGAACUUAAAGAGUCAAAAAGGUAGCCUACAGAAACUUGGGCAAGGUUACAGUUAGUGGGAUUUACAUUUGCUCAUCACAUUGCAAAAAAUUUAAAGUGUUCAAAUACAGGUAAGGAAUAAAUGGCUACUUUGUUUUCAUAAUUUUUCCAUAACGUAUAUUUGUUGCUUGUUUCCUACCACAAAUAGCUACUGUGAUAGAGAAUCAUAAUUGACCAGCACUAUCUCCAACACAUACCCAGUAGUUAAAAUCUGAUCCCUUAAUGCAAAACUGUAGGAACAGUCUCUUUAGAAAUGCACAGUAAGAAAGGGAAUUUGUUUUCAUUCGGAUAAUUUUACUUGUGAAGACUUGUAAUUCAUAAAGCAGUGUUUUAUAAUUUGUGUUUUUCCUUUUGUUUGGAGCUCUGGAGCUCCUCAGAUUAAUGAAGAUAAAUGUAUAAUAUAUUCAUGUUUAUCCUUUGAGGAGAUUCUCCUUCUUACUCCCUUUCUAAAAUGUGAAGACUACUCAACGUUUCAAUUGAGUUUGGAGUCUCUCUCUUCAACAAUGCCAGAAUAACGUCCCACGAAAAAGAAAUACAAUGUAAUGGAGCUAAACGAAAAUGAAUGCAAUUGCCAGCUAGUAUUAUGUUUGCAUGUGCACAUUUGAUACCUUGAAAGAUCAUAAAAGCGAGGAUUCAAAUUAGUCUGCUUUGUGGCAACUUUCAAUACUGGUUACCCACUGCCUUCAGCAAGUGUGGAAGUUAUGCAGCUUCUUAGAUCCUACAAUGCUUAGAUAGGUUGUUAUCCAAUGAGAUAACACCUAUUCAGACAAUCAAUAGUGGUGUGUGCACUGACGACAAGUUUCCGUUCAGACCCCAGUUUUGCCCUUCAGAAAACAGUUCAGGGACCAUCAGGUCAAGGACCACCCAAAUACCUGGUGCUCCAGUCCACCAUCUCCACCCCACCAUCUGAAUUCACUAUUGGGAAAUUUAAAAACAGCUAUAACUCAUUUUGACAGUGGAUGAAAGUCCCUCCAGAGUGGAUAGACCCUUCAAAAUUACCAGCACAUUGGUUUUCGAGCUUUUGUGCUGGAGAUAUCUAUAUUAUUUCAUUUGGAGGGCAGAAUUGGAAGAAAUUUACAGACGCUAUUGCCCCUUCUCAAUGUAUUACUCCUGCCAAAUUUCAGAAGAAUGUCUCUUAAAGUUUUAGGAUAGGUAAAAAAGGAAUCCCUUAAUCUCCCAGGCUAGUGUCUUGAGGGCAAUAGUUCUGAAAUUUGUAGAUAUGAAAGCUGCCUUUGGGUAAAAAAACCGACCAAAUUCCAGGUGAAUAGGUCUGGGGCUUUUGUGUUAAGCACCUGUGACAUUUAUUUUGGGGGGCAGAUGAACAAAACGGUUUUCACUUUUGGGAUAAAAUCAUUCCCUCUGAUUAUAAUCUUGAUUUGACAUUCAUAGCAGAGCUCUUCCUCUGCCCCCUUCCCACCAUGGUGUCUGCUGUCCAUUUCCCCAUCACUUAGAGAUAUUACUUUUGCUUUUCUCAGAUGCUUGUCUGCAGCAUUUUUUGACAUUUGGAUUGCUGAGGCGCCGUGAAAUGCUUCAGGGGUGCCUAUUUUUAUUCAUGACACCUUGAACAGAGCCUGCUUUGCUUCUGAAAAGCUCAAAAUCUCUCCAAGGCACCCUUCUUCAACUUGGGGUUCUGGUUCUGAGGCACACCCCUAAUAUAUUUCACAAUUAGCCUUUCCGUAUAUAUUCCAGUAUCUCAACUGCUAAAGCUCUGGUCCUUUUUCUUUUUUUGUAAAUGACGCGUUGCAGGGUGAAGAAUGGGGCAACUGACUUUUUAAAAGACUGGAAAGUUUCAUUAUAAUUUAAAAAUAUGUGCUCCGAUCCAAUGGGAGGGGACAGUUACAAGUUAUUUGCAUGUGUGUUUCCUGGGCUAAAAGGUUCCAGUAUCUGGAUUAGAAAUUGAGGUCUAUGAAACAGACACUCAUUAUCUGUUUCUCCUAUUAGAUUGAGAUGGUGGACACAUAUCUCUGGAUCUUGGUGCAAUUUCACUCCCCCCCUUUUCCCUUUCUUUUUUCUUUUUAAGAGCACUGUUACCCUGGAUAGGCAAAAGCACAAUUGUUUUAACUGUAUCUACUAAAGGAAGCAAGUUUGCCAAAACCAGCCUUCCUGGACAGUACUACUGCUAUCCGGCAUACCCAGCUCCCAUUUGUGUGCACUGUUGAGAUGUCUUCUGUCAGGAUCAUCUUGUCUGAUGCUUUUAUUAUUAUUAUUUUGUGUACAGGAGUUGUUGCUAAUUCUUUGUUACUUGUACAACCUGUAAAAUGAAUUAAAACUUUUUUCCAGU
This is a messenger RNA of Podarcis lilfordi (Lilford's wall lizard), 86985 nucleotides long. The record is from the annotation of a GenBank genome assembly. NCBI's taxonomy places the organism in Eukaryota, Metazoa, Chordata, Lepidosauria, Squamata, Lacertidae.